This is a messenger RNA of Porites lobata, 45698 nucleotides long. Lineage: Eukaryota; Metazoa; Cnidaria; Anthozoa; Scleractinia; Poritidae. The record is from the annotation of a GenBank genome assembly.
GAAAUUGAAGAUCUACCUGUAGGGACGUUUGGAGCACUAUCCAAGCUACGAAACCUGUGAGUAGAUCAACACUUUACUCCAGCGAGUGAUAGAUUCAUGUUUCAGGGCUAAAGCACUUUAUCUUCACUUAUUUAGUGGUACAGUUUUGAUGACCAAAAUUCGUCCUGAGCAACAAAGAAAAUGUAAAUUGUAAAAUUCUUUCACUUAAUGUUCGAGGAAUUAGAUCGUGUGAUAAAAGAAGAGAUCUGUUUAUUAAUAAACAGAGAGCAGACAUCAUUUUUCUACAGGAAGGCGCUCUUUUCAAGACGCUUGUGGAAGAAAUAAGUCCAAAAUAAUAAUCCUGGCAGCCGGAUUUCAUAAGCGUAUCGAGCUUCUAAAUAUCAAACAAAUAGCCUUUAAAGAAUCUUUGCUUUGACACACCAUUUUAGUUUUGUUUUCGUUAGUACCCUUUUUUCGCUAAUUUGUUUAGUGUGAUAACUGAUAAUAGUUAUCAGUUUUAUAGUCUGUAAUUUGUGCUAUAAUUUUAUUUUUAUUUAUUAUUUUUUCUGCUUCUUUCUUUCUUGAAUAUAGUUAAGGUGUAUAGUUAUUCUAGUAGCGUUAAUGUGUGUAAAUUCCUUGUAAAUAAAGUUUUGUUAUAAACAUCCCCAUUCAAUAAAAUACAGAAAAAAAAGGUAGGUGAGGUAACCCGCAUGUCCAUAUAACCUCUCAUUUCUCAUGAUAGGUGGAGUGACCCGCCACAUGUUACCUCACCUACAUGUAUCUGGGAUCCCGUCAGCUCCAUGUAAACAGACCCUUAAUUAAUGGACGUUUAGUUAAUAUAUCAAUUUCUCCACACAAAUCUCUAUAAGUUUGGGUAAAACAUUUCUUCGGAUAUCUCGUAUACCUCAGUGUUGGUGGAUAGUAGUGGUAAAUUUACCUCGCCGCUUCUCGGCCUCGUUAAAUUUCACUACUAGCCACCUCCACUUCAGUGAAUAAUUGUUAUCUAUUCCAAUGGUCAUUUGCACAGUAAACACCAAAAAAUACAAAGCAAUAGGCCACUCCCGAAUUCCAGUUUAUUUUAUGCGCUCUUUUAAUUACACGGUUUGGGAACUUCGUGUUAUUCUGUGAAUUCAAUUUCAUUAAUUUGCCUAUCGGUAAGGAACAGGGUUUUCACUAAACUUAUAAACAUUUCUAGACUGAAACGACACCGGUUUGAAACUUCAUGGGGUCAGAUUAAUGAAUAAAUGUUCUAACAUUUGCCUCAUUUUAAAUUUAGACUCGGUGAAACUGCUUCUAGGGACCUUUAACUUAUUGCCCGGCGUCAGAUAAAGGCUUUUAAUCUGCCUUUGAAUGAUUUUUUUAUUGUUUAAAAUUCCUAAGUAGUAGAAUGAGUAGAAUUUUUGCUAACCCGGUUUUCAAAAAUCCAGGUAUAUUUCACUAUUUACUUUUGAAAUUUGCAAAGGCCUCAUUUUGUUGAAGGGAGGUUAAGGGAGGAAAAAGGAAAACGCGCUGGUCACGAUUAGGUUUAGCCACAAGUUGAUCUGCAACUUUUCGGCAAGUUUUGAUUUUUUAGCAUUUUUUAAAUUAUGUUUUACCUUUUUCACCACAUUUAUUAGCUUUCGAAAGAAAAUCCAGCUAAAUUGAACUGGUUUAUAGAGAGUUUUCACUCACGUUGGCCACCAUCUAUGCAAAUGUAUGAGAACAAAAAAAAAUUUUAGCAUGAGAAAAGGGUCCAACUCCCUCAGGAUUUGCUUGGAACACCAGUAUGGCCGCCGUUUUAUUGUUUUGGAACACCAAUAUGGCCGCCGUGACGUCAUGUGAAAACGCUCUAUACUACUGUGUGAGUAAGUGGACUCUAGCGCUGGCCUAAUUACCCAUUCUAGCUUGGUUUUGCACUCCUGUCCAUGAGGUCUGCGGUAUCACAUGACACGUUUUUCAAGAUGGCGGACAACACUGUCAGUGAUUCAGAUUCCAGCUGGGAAGAAAGUGCCCGAUUAAUCUCAUUUACCGAAGAAGCUAAAAUAGCUAGAGAAAGAAAAAUCCAGACGAAUCCGGUGGUUAAAAACCGCAAUAGAACCAACUUCAAGUGCAAACGAGUAAAAAAAAGUAGCAACUAUUGGGCAACUUUUUGAAAUUCAGCUACUUCUUGGCAUCUUUAAAAAUAAAAUAACAACUUUUUAGCAACUUUUGGACACUUUUAUCGGCAACUUUUUGGGAAUUUAUCGGCUACUUGUGGCUAAGCCUAGUCACGAUGGGAAGGGGAAAGAGAGAAAUUUGUACUCUUCCCACGGUCCCCGUUUUCUUUCUACUCUUCGAUUAUUUCUAUUUUUAUUGGGAUACUCAGUGGGAGCUUCUGCGUAAGAGAGAGUAACCGAAUAGGAAUGAAAACCCCCCUGAGGCGAAAAAGUAUGUCUCUUCACCAUUAAAAAAAGUUUUGAAUUGAUACUGUUUCAUAUCAUGAGUCGAUUGCAGGGGAACGCAUUUGAGGCUAUUGAUUCUAACACAUUUCACACAAUGGCGUCCUUUAAAACGCUAUAAGUUAUCUCAUAUUUUCAAAAUUACUUUGAAAAAGAGCAAUAGAAAAACUGUGUCGUACGUUAACUUAGGCUGUCUGAGGAAGAAAAUAUUGUUACAGACAAAUUUUAAUUAUCUAAGAUGCCGCUUACACGGGUCCGGACAAAUCUUUGAACGAACCAUUUUUUAACCUGUUCAACCUGUUUAUUCACAACCGUGCAAACUCUGUUAAAGAUUUCAGUACCGUUUCCACUUCAAAAAAUUGGUUCUGCGCGCCCCGUGUAAACGAAACGCGGAUCCGUGCAAGUUUUUUCCGUUCAAAAACUGUCCGGAUUCGUGUAAACGGCAUCUAAACCUAUUGCGUUUUGGCCGUUCUUGUUGCCGUCCCCGUUGCUUAAGCUCCCUAUAAAUAUUGUCGGAAAUCCUACGCGGUAAGAUUGUGGAACUAGAUAAUUUUGUUUGAAAAUAAUAAUGCCCUAUUACUAUGAAGGAACUCCUCUGAAUUUAAAUCAAGAAUUAGGAAAACGUUUGUAGGACACUCUUUGAGCGGAAAAAAAGUAAAGAUAUGACCAAAUUACAAACGCUUGGCAGCUUUCUUGUUUCGUAUGCUUGAGAACAACGUUGGCUCACGCGAUCCUUCUUGAGAGAUUACGAUUUCGUUAUGGCUUUUCUAACCUAGUUCUUCAGUGGUUCACUUCUUAUCUUGUUAACCGUCCUCAACGCUUAGUGUUGGACAAGUUUUCUUCCCAGCCUCGUCGUUUAUCUUGUGGAGUCCCUCAAGGCUCCGUUUUAGGACCGGUGUUAUUUUCUCUAUAUAUUUCUCCGUUGAAGGAUGUAAUUACGGCUACGGCUUAAAUGCAAUGAUGUACGCCAACGAUGCAACUUUACAUUAUUAAGAGACAAAGCAAUCGUGCUACAGCAUUAGAGGAUCUUACGCUUUGUAUUCAGGAUAUCAUGUUCUGGAAUGUCUCUAACAUGCUUAAAUGUAAGCCAAAGAAGACUGAAUUCAUUCACUUCUCCUCGCAUUCUUCACCGGCCGAACCAAUUCCUUCUAUCAAGGUUGGAGAUUGUCCAAUUUCUCUGGGUAAUGAAGUCAAGAACCUUGGAGUCACAGUUGAGAGCCUUCUCACUUUUAAAACUUACAUUAACAACGAUUGUUACUGACCACCUCACGUUCUAUUCAUCUCACCGGAAAAAAAAAUAGGAAGCUUCUAUCUAGAUCUACUACGGAACGUCUUAUUCACGCAUUUUUUUAUUCAAAACUGGAUUACUGCAACAGCAUUCUUCACGGACUACCCUCCUAUGAGGUAGAGAAACUACAACGGUUGCAAAAUACAGCCGCAAGGCUAACUGUUAGAGCAAAAGAGUCUGCUCACAUCACUUCAAUCUUAAAGAGUUUGCACUGGCUCUUAUUAAAAUAAAAGAAUUAUUUUUAAGAUUCUGUUGGUCACUUACAAAAUCCUCCAUGCCUUUGCUCCAACCUUUUUAAAUGAGCUGCUUUUUAACCACACGCCUCACCGUUUAUUACUGUCAAGUAUCUUUAACCUGCUGUCUAUUCCAAAGACUACAAAGGCUACCUAUGGGGACAAAUCCUUCUCAAUCAUUGCUACAAAGCUUUGGAAUGACCUACCCAUUACAAUCAAACAGUGCUCCAGAUUCGACUCUUUUAAAUUGAGAUUACAAACUUUUCUUUUUAACCGUGUUUGUUGUUAGAUUAGGUAAAUAAUUUUUUGUAAAAAGCAUUGAGACUUCCGUGUGUUAUAAAAUGCGUUUUUUAGCACCCUGUUAUUAUCAUUAUUAUUAUUAUUAUUAUUUUAACAAGUAAUACCGGUAAAAGUAAAUGAUAAUAAUUUUACACUGUAUAAAGCUUCGAGUUUAAGCCUUAAAAGCCUUUUCGUCUUUCUUCGGACGUGCCGCAUAUUUAUACGACGAAGUCACGGUUCGAGAUUGUCCGCUAUAGUAAGAAGUGAUUCCAUUUGCUUUUAUUGAGAUGGAUAGAUGAAAAUUGAUCGCUCUUUUUGAUAUACAAAUCAUGUGAAAGAGAAAGUAAAAUCAAUUUUUAAAGCUGAUUCUUAAGUCGCGGCACAAGGCGAUUUAUAAAAUGGAUUUACAAAGAGAGAUACGAAUUGCUCUUACUGAAUAAAAUACAACAACUUGAUAACAGUCUGCAACCCACUAAGCUGAAACUUAUGUCAUGUUAGGCCCCUUUCAAAAGGGGAACUUCUUAUGAGUGCCGAACACCUAUUUAAGUCAAUGAGAGUAAUUAAAUACGGCAGUUGAUUCAGACGUCGGAUAUGAUGGUGCCGAAUGCAACUCCGUUUGUUGUAAAUAUUCCCAGUCUCUAGAAAAAUUAUUUAAUAAAUAAAUGGGUAGUAUUACUAAAAAUACAGGUAGACACGCUAUGAUACAAAACGCAUUUUUAUAUUCCUGUAAACUUUGCUUUCAAUUUACCUCAUUAUGUUACUAUAUGUACCACACAGGUAAAAAAGAGAUUAAAAAAAAAAAGAAAGAAAACAAAAGGGGGGUUCGAAAAAUUUGCUUCUACGGGAUUCGUACUCGGACCCUCAAAAUCAGUUAGAACUAAAAGUUAACCCCUCUAUCCACUGGACCACCUGGGUAAGCGCUAACGAUUUGAAUUUAAAAGAGGUAUAUAUACAUAUUCCUUCUCUAUGGUGAUUGACAGUUUUCAAGAAUGACUGUUUCGGGUUUUUUAAAUUUCCGUGUAGGAUCAAAUCUUUAACUGAUCGAAGCUAGACGUAAAGCUCACAAUAAACCCAUUAAGACCCUUUCAGGCUUGGUCCAUGCCAGGGGAACGUUUAAGAAAUUUAUGAACUAUCGAUCGCGCGGCUACCGACUGAACCGUAUGACCGUACGAUUCUCUGCCUGCUGUUAAGGUGUCUUUUCAUCGAUCGGGGAAAACAUUAACACAACAUUCUUCAUCUUUAUGUCCAUUGUCUUAGGUUAGGGUAGCAAACCGUUUGGCUUUUAGGGUUAGAAGAGCUGCUUCAUAACCUCUCUCCCUGGAAUGAAGAAAAACAAUGUGGCCGCCAAAUACAUCGUUUUAGUUCUUACAGUUCUCCUUUAUUCACAAACGUUGAACAUUUAUUUCGGCAAACAAACAGUUAAGUUGAAAAAGGAUUUUACAGAAGUCUCAAGAAUAGGUCUCCUUUUCGAUUUUAACUUGCAAUAUCGGUCAAUUUACGAAACUUUUAAACUUCUGGCUCAGUUUUCGUUUGGUUCUACUUUGAAAAUGGAAUAAUAAUUACUCAGAGACAAUGCAGUGUCAAGAAUUGUUGAGAAAAACAGUAGAAAAUUGCCAAUUUAUGACAAAAAAGGUACUUUAAAAACGAACUAAAACAUUCAAAACGCUUUGAUCACGUGACUAAUGAGGUCAUGGCCCUCUUUUAGUUAUGAAAAAAAUAUCAGGUAGAACAUUACUUUCCUGCAAAUGUUCUCUGCCGUGUGAUAAAAGGUUGACUCUCUACUGCGAUAGGCCUAGUCUAAGAACUCACCUCCCACUUGCCAGCAAGUACGCGCGUUUUAUGUACCUAAAUCUUUCCAAAAACCUACAUCCGAAGUUCGUCUUAUUGAGACUGGCUUCACAGAUCAGACAAUUGCGGCGUUAUACGUUCUCCCAUUAAAGCUCACAAAAAGUAUAAAGCUUUCCAUGUUUCAGUUUAAAAAAACCAUCACAUCCAGAACACUCGCAACAAACUUUUCAAGGCCAAAAUUACUGACAGUGACUCUUGUCAUGUGUGUGAAUCGAAGCAUACCCUAGAACAUCUUUUUGUAGAAUGCCAGUAUGUCCACUCCUUCCGGAACCUUUUUACCUCUUGGUGGAACAAUAACAAUUGGCCCUCAGUGUCCUUGACCAAUAACGAUUAGAUUUACCGAUAUCUCCCUUAGAAUCGAUCCUUCCAUACGUUUAAUCUUUGCCUGAUAGUCGCUCGUUUUCAUAUCUACACCGCAGCCAAAGAAAGCGAACCUUAUAGUUUCUUAGCCUUUAAAGCUUUUCUGAAAUACAAAUUAUCUAUAGAGCCUUCAAGUGUCCGUGAAUCCUUGAGCCUUUAGCCGUAAACAAGCUUGGCAUGUUUAGUUAUUUCUGUUACUUGGUUAUUAUUGUAACACAAAGCAAUAAACCAAAGCAUUUAGCAGAACACAACUCUAUUCUCCAUGGCGGAAGAACACAUGUCCCUCUGACCUGCGCACUACACUCUAACUGCGCAAUACUUAUAUAAAAUAUCCCCCUUCUCUAUGAAGGCAUGAAUGUAUAACAGAAACCAAAGGCAGUAGUAAUAACCCAAGCUAGGCUCACAAUGGAACUUAGUUAAACUCAGUUUCUUAGAAACGUACUAGCUCAAAAGAAAGUCAUUAAAAUAACUGAGAACCCGCCGUUCUCGGAAAGGCCUGCCAACAUGUUCUGUGUUCCCUAAUGUAACAUUCCCAUGACUGGGGACUCUCUCUGCUUGAAUAUCGAUGCCAGGCCACCAGGCUCGUUGUCUGAGAUGCUGUUUAAAUUUAGUAAUGCCUUGGUUCCCCUCAUGUGCUAGCUGAAGAAUGCGUGGGUGCGGUGCGUAUGGAAUUACAAUACGACUGUUCCGCAAAAUAAUGCCGUGUUUCUGGCAAAUUUCUUCCUUUAGAUCAGCAAAGGGCGCUGGUGCAGCUGACCUGUCCCCAGUGUCCAGGCACUCCUUGAUGGUUUUCAAAGUAGGGUCAUAUUCGGAAGCCAGAAGAAGCUCCUGAAGAGUGAUGGCAGAAGGAAGGGAGUCAACCACAAUGGAGUUAACGUAGUCCUCAACAGGAUCUCUAGGUGUAUUGUAUUGGUGGUGACAGGUUUGCGGGACAGGAAGUCGACAGCAGUUUUGAUGCCACGUUGGUAAACAAUGCGUGGGCUGUAGUUUUGAUCGCCAACGUUCGAUUCUCGGUGAUGGGUUCCCACAGCGUUGAGGACAACUUCCAGGGGUUUGUGAUCUCCCACUAAGUCAAACUGGCUGCCGUGGAUAUAAAAAUGAAACUUCUCACACGCCCAUGCUCCUGAUAAGGCUUCUCUUUCGGUUUGGCUGUAGCGCUGUUCGACGGGUGAUAGACUGCGGCUUGCAUACGCAACAGGCCGGAUAGAACCAUCAGGGUGUUUCUGAGUCAAGGCGCCACUGAUUCAAUCUUGCAGGCAUCAGUGCUUACUGGGAUCGGGAGGGAGGGGUCAACAUGGGCCAGAACCGUGUCACUAGAUAUGAGGUCAGGCAGGUUGUUAAGGGUUUCAGAUUGCUCUGGGCCCCAUGACCAUGGACAGUCUGUGUGUGUGAUCCUUCGUAUUGGCUCUGUCAUAGCAGCUAGGUUUGGAAGGAAACGGGCAAUGGUAUUUACUAAUCCCAGAAAGCUUCUUGCUUCCGUGGCUGUGCUGGGCGGCUGCAUGUGCUUGAUUGCGUGCAUACGAUCCUUGUCGGGGGAUACACCUUGUGCUGAGAUGUGAAAUCCUUAAUAGUCCAGUUCCGGGACAUCAAAUAGGCAAUUGGUUUGGUUGACUGUGAGGUUUUUCUCUUGCAGACGUAGCAACACAUUUUCUAGGGGUCUGUCAUGCUCUUCCUUAGUGGUACCAUGGACGAGAAUGUCUUCAGCAAUGUUCCUUACAUUAUGGCAUCCCUCGAGGACUUUUCCAAUUACGUGUUGACAUAUUUCAGAGAACCCACUGAUGCUCUAUAUGGCAGACGCUUGUAACGGCGGAGGCCAACGAGUGUUCUGAAUGUUGUCAGAUGACGAGACGAUUCAGCAAGUUCAAUUUGGUGAUACCAUUCCUUAAGAUCAAUUUUGGAAAAUAAAUUGGAGCCGUUUUGGUCUUGGAGAAUUUCUUCGGAUGUUGGGUAUAGGUGGUGUGUAGGGCGGAGAGCUUCUUUGGGCUUGCACAUGUUUACACACAGUCGUAUGUCACCAUUCGGCUUGUCGACAAUGACAAGUGGUGAUACCCAUGAUGUCGGGCCCGUGACCUGUUCGAUGAUAUCUUGAUCUUCAAGCUGUUUCAGCUUGGCUUCCACCUUGGCACGGUAAUGUAAGGGUGUAGGACGGGCAUUUUGUACCACCGGUUGUACAGUUGAGUCAAUGUUGAGCUCAAGUUGAUAAUCUUUUAGUUUCCCGAUUUUGCCACUGAACACUGCUGGGAACUUCUGUAAAAGGUACUGGUAUUCGUCGUGUACAGGUGAAUGGUCAGUAGUUGUAAAGGCGGUGACAUAAAACAUUCCUAGCCGGGUUGAGGUUUCACGACUCAGGAGACAGCCAGAAUUUCGUGCUUUGAGUACCAGGGACCUGGUCAGGUCCAUUUCCCCUAACGGAGUAUAUAUUGAUCAUUCCGAAAAACGAUCCGGCGAGAGGAAUCGGGGCAGGGUUGUCUUCUCCAUAAGGGUGAAGUUUCACACUGGUUUGUUUUUAAGGGCACUGAUCGCCUCAUCUGUUGCAUGUAGUCAAUGGUGUUCGCUGUUGCACCAGAAUCCAUACAAACUUGAACUGGGGUACCUUUAAUGGUAACUCUGAUGUCUGCUUUUACUUGGUUAGGGUUGAGAUGAAAUGCCUCAUGACAUUCAUCCUCUUCUCAUGCUCAAGAAUUACAAACAUACCGGGCCUUGGAAAUCUCUGCCUGUUUGCUAUUUAGGUGACCUGGAUUUGAGGUUUUUUUCAUACAUACGCGUCCAAAAUGGUGUAGGAUUCCGCACUGAGAACAUGUCUUGCGAAAGCAGGGCAUCUGGGAGUUUGUGGCUGGUGGUCGCGCUGGUUACCGCAAUGUGUACAUUGUUGCCGCUUCUCCGAAGUAAAAUUCAGUUGUUCUUCUUCGCUGAUUGUUGGCAUUGUCAGUUGGUGAGCGUUUUCCGACCGUUCCUGGGACGAGACAUUCUCAAUGUUCGCCACCUGAAAAUUGGCCGACUCCAUGGAGUAAGCAAUAUCUAACAAUGAACUGAGAGAAGCAGUGGAUUUUUCGCGUAGGAGGCGUCGACGAAGUGUGGUGGGAUGACAAUAUUCAAUUAAUUAAUAACCUUGUCGAGCGAAUAUUUAUCGAAGACACAAUGCUCACCCAGUCGCCGUAGUCGUGUGACGUAUUGAGCAAUCGAUUCGUUUGGCUCUUGAUGAGCCUGGCGAAAGGUGUGUCUUUCAAAUUGUAAGCUUUUCUGAGGAGAGAAGUGCGUGUUCAGCGCAGUAAGCGCCUCCGUGUAAGUGGUUCCAGUGUCUGAUAAGGUAGCGAAGAUGUCUCUUGAACAGCCGGCCCGGCAAGGUGAAGUAGCAAAGCUCGUUUGCUAUUGUCAAAAGUAAUUCCACGGGCAUUGGUAUGGAUGUGACCUCGGCGCGCCAUCCUCGUCGCCAAAAUACUGUAACACAAACGAAGAAACCAAAGCAUUUAGAAGAACACAACUCUAUUCUCCACUGCGGGCUAACGCAUGUCCCUCGGACCUGCGCCAUACACUCUACGUAGGCAAUGCGUAUAUACAAUAGUUUUUUUAUUUAUCUAUCUAAGUAUUCUUUUUUUGUAAUUAACAAUUGCAACGUCCUGUGUACCAGUUGUAUCUUGUCUGUUUCUUUUAUUUUAGUUUUGUAACGCGUUCUUUGUUGGUUAAAACUGUAUAUUGUAUUGUACUUAUCAGUAAGCUUCAAUAUUAAAACAAUAAUAAUAAUAAUAAUAAAAUAUUAUGACCUAUUGAAAGUGUUUGAUAUACAGUCGACUCCCGAUAACUCGAACCUUCAAGGGAAAUCGAAAAAAGGUUCGAGUUAUCGGGAGUUCGAGUUAUCGGGAGGUCGAAGAAAGUAGCCGAGAGUAAGGUAAAAAACAGUUUUUACUGCACAGUGAACAUUUUAAUGACAUUUAAUUGUAGAAAUGUCAAGUGAAAAUUAAAAGACACUUCUAGAUUUUAAAUCAGAACGUAACGUAACAAAAUAUAGCCUAAAUAGAGCAUGCGUUUUACUGUUUUUAGAAGAAAAGCUGCUUCACGUUAGCCUGUGACAAUCAACAUCAGCCUCUAUGUACUCGUAAACUAUACUCCACAACACGUCAAUAGGGCGGGAAAUCCAAAAUUCAAUGUUUCGGACGCCAGUAGACGGCUUUUUUCCCGACUUUUUAAGGGCUCAAAACAUGGUUCGAGUUAUCGAGGGUAAAAUUAUAUAGAAAAUGACCUGAGUGGAAACGAAAAUUGGUUCGAGUUAGCGGGAGUUCGAGUUUUUGAGGGUUCGAGUUACCGAGGGUAAAAUUACAGCGAAUGUAUGACGGAAAUCCAGGGGAAAUCGAUUUUGGUUCGAGUUAGCGCUAGAUUCGAGUUAGCGAGGGUUCGAGUUAUCCGGGAGUCGAGUGUACAUAACACUAUGGAAAAGUUUGUAGAAAUUUGUAUGUAUAAUGAGGAGUCGUUGUGUGAAACAGAAGAAAGUAACUGAAUGUGUGCCAGGUAAUGAAAGAUAUGUUCGAGCUAAAAAUGGUCGAAUGAUGAUGAAAUGCACCUGUUCGGAAUGUGGUAUAACUAAGACUAAAUUUGUCAAAAAUCAGGGAACCUAGUUAGCCCGUCCAAAUGGGCGGGCAUUGGGUCAGAUGUUGCAGGAACUGCAUUAGACAUGUUUGUGCAUCGUGGUCUUCCAUGGAUGGGAAAGAAAGCGGUUGAAAAGGGAAGAUAUUAUGGUUCAGAAGAACUGAGGAACCGAAAAAAAAGGCAAUUGACUACGCGUUGGAUAAACUGAUUCCAGUGAUUCAAAAUGUUGGUAGUCCAGCUCUUGAUCAAUUUUCAACAAAGAUUAGACCCAACAAAAAGUACAAAACCAGUUUGCAAGACAAAAUAGCAUAUUUUGCAAGUAUGCCUCUAGCAGGACCGGCACCUACAUUCACAACUGUUUUUGGUAAAUUAGGGUCUCAAGCAUUAAAAGGAAUAACAGACAAUAUAAAUCAUUAUAGAAGAGGUGCUGUCGAUCUUCAUAAAAUGAUUGGGAAAUUACUUAGGCCAAAAUCUGGAUGGACAUUACUUGGGCAUAAAUACACUGGUCCGUAUAAUGACCUAGAUUCACAAGCAAAAUACCAUCCGAAAACCGGAGAGGUACUUGAGAUAUGAUCAACCAACAGAUAAGACAGAUGCAAUAGCAAUGCAACAUGAUGUAGAUUAUUCAGUUUGCAAAGAAGAUAGAAAAUGUAAAAACAAAGCAGAUAGAAAAAUGGUUAAAGAAUGUGAUAAAGAAUUUAUUGAAAAUUUAGAUUACUCCGAAAUUUAAUUUCUAGUGGCUGUUAAACAGUACAACAAAAUUGAGAAACAAAACAAAAUCAAUAUAAACGUAUUUGGUUGCUAAGAUAAACGGCCAUAUCCCACCUAUGUAUCCGAAGAAAAGUUUGAACAUAAUAUGAACCUUCUACUGAUAACAGAGGCUGGAAACGAACACUAUGUACCUUAACUUUAACAAGUUCAUGUACAACCAAACAAAACGUCAUCAUAGGAAACAUUUCUGUAUGUAAUGUCUACAAUGUUUUAAUAAUGAGGAUGUACUAAAUAAUCACAAGACUAACUGUAUGAUUGUUAAUGGUUAGAAGGCUAUAAAAAUUCUUGAGAAAGAUAAUAACAUCUUGAAAUUCAACAACUUUCAUAAGCAGAUGCCUGUACCAUUUGUAAUCUAUGCUGGUUUUAAGGCUAUUAAAGAAAAAGUACAGGGAUCUCAACCAAACAAUUGUUGGUUAAAACAAUAUGGCGAUUUCAAUACACAAAAGAGAACUAAAUAAUGCUAAAAUGCUUUUGAAAAAAUAAAAGGACUUUUUUAAACUUAUGAACAACUCAGUUUUUGGCAAGACAAUAGAAAACAUUCGUAAAAGAGUAGAUGUGAGACUUUUAACAAGCAAAGAAAAACAAGUAAAAUUAGCUUCAAAACCGACUUAUGGAAGGCGUAAAAUUUUUUAUGAUAAUCUAGUGGCUGGGCAUAAGAUUAAAGAAACAAUUACCCUCAAAACGCCGGCAUAUGUAGGAAUGUGAAUUCUUGAUCUUAGUAAGACACCAAUGUAUGAUUGUCAUUAUAAUUAUAUUAAACAAAAGAAUGGUAAUAAAGCAAAAUUAUUAUUUAAUGAUACAGUUUAACUUACGAAAUUGAGACAGAGGAUGUGUGGACAACGGUGAUUAUUCAGAGCAAUCUCCUUAUUUUGAUAUAACAAACAAAAAAUUUAGAGAUGAAGCUGGUAGUAUCCCAAUUAAUGAGUUCGUUGGACAAAGAUCAAUUUUUUUUCUACGAAAGUUAGUGAAAAAGGCGGCAAAACAGCAAAAGAAUCAAAAAGAAUAUCAAACAUGUAGACUAUAAAAAUGUAUUAUUCAAGAAUAAACAAAUGUAUCACAAAAUGAAAACGAUUAGAAGUCAAAAUCACGAACUCGGAAGCUAGGAGUUUAAAAUAUAUAUAUAUAUAGUUUUCCAAAAAUAUUUACCAUUAGUGAGGAAAAGUAGUCUAGAGUUGGCUUGCUACCAGAUCAGUUAAUCAACAGAUCCGGUAGCGCCAACUCUAUACUUCUAGUCGCUUAAAAAAUCAAUAUAAACCGAUACCUUCUUCUAGGAGUUUAGCGGGGAACAAACUUUCUUUUCUGGAGGAUAAACCUCUUUGGAAUAAUGGCAAACUAAUGGAGCUGUAAAUACAGGCUAUAAUCAUUUAAUGUGAAUUUUUCUUCCAUUUCAUUAGCCGAAAGCCCACCACAUGACAUCUAAAUAAUUGCCUAAGAAUAAUGGUCUGCUCAUGCGCAAUAUCGUCCAACUGUGUUCGGCUGCAAAUAAUAUUCUGCUCAUGCGUAAACGAAACCACACUUUUCUCCUUCUUUCAAUCGUUCUUGCGUGAAAAAAAAGCAAAUCGCUUCGCUUCCGGAAGAUAUUCAUUAAAAAAACUUGGAGAUUGAAUGAUAAAACAAUAAUUGAACUCGGUUAUCGCAAAAUAUCGUGAUCCGUCCGUGUCUCGCAGGUCAGUUAUUUGCCUCAGCCUUGGGCUUUGGCAAAUGAUUGAUCUGCUCGCCACUGACAAAUCACGAUAUUUGGCUCAACCUCGUCCAAUAAUUGCUAAUUGUUUGUAGAAAUAAAGCGUAGAUCAUUUCGGUCUUAUUAAUUUAUUUGUUUCGAAGAAAAUACUUUUUUGUCGUUUGUUGUGCCAAAUCUCAGGCAUCUAGGAAGCAACCAGCUGGAGAUAAUUGGUGCCAGUGUCUUCAGCAAUCUCACUUCAGUCAGUCACCUGUAAGUAUAUCAAGAUUAAGUAGAGAUGUUUCAAAUCUAGUUCUCAGAAACUGAAAUUCUAAAGCACAUGUGAAUAACUUAUCACGAUCGUAGACCCUGAGGGGCAGCCAGGUGGGUCGACAGCUGAGGAAACUUUCGUCGCGCUUUUUCUGCCCACCCGACUGAGGGAGAUGAAGUGCUUUUCGUCUCCGAUUUGAUUUACUAACGUCACUAAGGCAAUCAAUGCAUCCAAUGCUUAAGCAGGAAUAAAAUAAAGAUAAUUAUCAUAAAAUCGUAAACGUUAUCAUAGUCAUAAUCUUAAACUUAAUGGUAAUCGUAAUCAUUAUCAUUAUCAUUACCAUUAUCAUAUUUAUAAUCAUUAUCGGAAUCAUAAUCAUAAUCUUAAUAACAUGGUGUCUGGAGAUAAAUAUGCACGUGAAAAUUUUUGAGAACACCAAAGGAGUGCCAAAGAAGCACGAGGCGCAAGCUAUUCGCUUAAGUUUUCCGACAAAGCUAAUUGAAAUUGCUAAUUUUACUAUUAGGAUUAACCAACCCUUAUUGGUUGAAUCAAAAGCUUUUGAUUGAUACCUUUUUUCCUUAUAUAACGUAGUCUCCUGCGAGAUAAUCGAUUGACUGAAAUCUCUGAGGGAAUCGGAACUAUGACCAGUCUGCUGAUAUUGUAAGUUGGGUAGCAUAUCUUCAUCGCACAGAUACGUGUAUGUCAUGGUCUGCUGAGUAAUAUAAUAUGGUUGUAACUGCUUUAGUGAAGGGAACAUAUCCGUUUUCUUAAAAAUUAUAGUCAACUCUCUCUUAACGGACACCUCGAUCAAUAAGGACACCUUGCUAAAACGAACACCUAGAGCUGGUCCGUCCCUUUUUUACUCCCUCUUGUUGACUCUAUCAAACAAGUGUCUCUCUAAGACGGGCACUUAAUGACGGUCCCAAAGAUGUCCGUCUUAGGGAGAUUUGACUGCAUACACAAACUUGAGUCUCACCUUCUUAAGACGGGUGUUUAACAUGUGAGAUGUGAGCAAUUAUCAACAAGUGAAAUCCAGUAUUUCCUAUAUGGGCCUUGUUUCUUGAGCGAGGAAAACUGUACGGAAGCGUUAUCUGAUUGAAUUAUGAGUUGCGAACAACGGGGCUUUGAGCUGGAUAAAGUGGAACCCGAACGGGUUUUUUGAUACAGUAGGCUGCUCUUAGAUUAGGUUCCACCUGAUCACUUUGAGAAACACUGACUUGCUAAACUGCAUUACAAUUUCUUUAAGGGAUCUCUCCAGGAACAACAUAACACGUAUUCCAGUAACACCAUUGAACCGCUUGAGGAAACUCAAAGUUUUGUAAGUAGAAUUCCUUAGUUUGUAACUUAGAACUGUAAAAGAUAAUCAUAUACAAAGUGUAAAAUUUAUGUGCCCUUGCAAAUAAAAUAAAGACAACUGAUGUGAGAAAGGUCGCGCAUAAACGUUAAAGCUCAACCGCUCAACUUUUACGUUUACGCGCGAUGCUUCAUACAUUGCCUCUACUUUUUGCGUGGGCGCAUAAAAUUUACCUGCGUAGGCGCGCAUAAAUUACGCGAGUGUGGAAGUACACCUUUGGGCUGCCAGGCUAUAUCAGUAGUAUAAAGUGACUUACCAUCUGUCUUAGGCCUUUCAAGAUAUCAACCAGCAGCUUAAAACCAUAAAAUACAUACGGUAUUUAUUCAUAAGACGUUAAGGUAAAAGAUAGUGUUGUGCUAUAAUGUAUACUUUUUAUUGUUAUUCUUUCAGAGCAUUACAUCAGAAUUUAAUCGACUCAAUAACAAAUGAAACGUUUGCCAACCUUACUGAACUCCAGUUUUUGUAAGUUGAAACAACCAAGAUUGAUUUCUGUUCUCGUGGAGGACAUUUAUCAAUUAUCAUGGUUCUAUAUUUAAGUAAUAGAAAACGUUUUCAGUGUUUGCAUAGCCUGAUAUAAACACGAGAGGGGUUGGGAGAACUCGAGACCCUUAUGCAAACCCGAGACGAAGUCGAGGGUUUGCAUAACUGUCGAGAAUUCUCCCAACCCCUCGAGUGUUUAUAUCAGGCUAUGCAAACAUAGGAAAAAAGUUUUCUAUUGCUUUUAUAAAUAACUUUCCCGAGAAAAACGCAAAACUCUUUGUUGUCGCAAAGUCGUGUACACGAAGGCUUGCACGCGUAAUCAGUUCUUGUUUUGCAAAAAGAUGCUUUCCAAAAUACGGAUUUUUCUCAUUUAAAAUGUCAGCUUAAGCGAAAACAAAGUUGACACAGCUUGUUUGUAAAGGUGUACCAAGUUUCAGCUGACGAAGGAAUGGGUAAAUAAAGUAAACUUGUCGAGUUUUGAACUCAAAAACUUUUUCAAAUUUGUGCUUGCGUGAUUAGCGCGCGAAAAGCAAAACAUCUUGACGUCACAACCAUGUUUACACACUCUCAUGCAAACACUCCUCUCGGCCAAUCAGAGCGCGCGUACUAUCUUAGUUACUUUAUAAGUUAUAUUCUUGUACUAUUUAAUUUGUCACAAGAUGGUUGAAAUAAGUAAGGUAAAUUCGUAGUUCGUGACAAGCGCCAUGAUCAUGAUUCUGAUCCUGGAAGAAGCUGAUUACUGAAAUAAAUAUUUUCCGAUCGGUGUCAGUGAAAAACAAACAAAAGCAACUCUAGUUGGAUUUUUUGCUGCUUUUAGCCGUUCCCCUUGUAGUGAUAUCCCAGUUCUGCAUUUCUACACCGCCCUCUUUUCCAUAACUAGUUUUAUGAUAAAGUUCAGAAAAAAAUGCGCGCUUUGAGUAGUUGAAAAAGCGUGCUAUGUGUUUCGCCAUCUGCCAAUAGUUUGUUUUGAAAGUUAAAAAGUAAUGUGUGGGAUUUAACCGAAUUCUUUGUCAUUAAAAAAAUGAAAAAGCUUUGACUGUGCCCUGUUUUGGUGUAAAGCACUUAGGAAGCAGCUAGAGCACUAUACAUGAAGUAGGGAGAAACGCUCGACUGCGUCUCCUGUUUCCCCCUAUACUUCUUUCGUGCUCUAGCGGCUUCCUACGUGCUUUACAACAAAACAGAGUACAGUAAAGACUUCUUUGUUUGUUAAAUAGUAAAUUAUUUUCAAACAAUUGAAGGCAUUAAAAGCUAAUUAGUGCAUCUCGCCAGGUGCAAAGUGUAAGUUUUAUUAGUAGCGAAGCGUACGCCCUUAGAGAGAAACUACUCACAUUAAGAUACUAAUCGUUACAGUCAUCACGACGUACACCGUAAGCAGUAAACAUGUACACUUCUCUAACACCUAACGUGACAUUCAUGAUACAGGGAUUUCGUUGUUCUAUCUGCUCCAUUACAUUCGUAUAACAACAUUUGUACUUCUCAAUUUCGCAGAUUUCUUAAUAAGAACCGUCUCACCAAGAUUCCAGACGAAGCUUUCUUAAAUCUUAAAAACUUGAGGCUGCUGUAAGUUCUUUUGUAAUCAUUGAUUUUAGCUAACAAUGUGAUCUUCUCUUUUGCUAUUCUCAUACACGUUUCCUACUUCUUGGUUUUUCCCACAGCAUGUUUUCCGAUAAUAAAAUUAAAGAUGUUGGAUCCCAGGCGUUUAUUGUUGGUAACUCCUUUGAUACCCAAAUGUAAGUACUGCAGUAUAGAACGUCUCGUCCGUCUCGUAACUAAGGGACCACCUUUCGUACACCUUUCGUACACCAAGUUUUCUCCGAGGCAAAGCAAUAUAGCUGUAGCUUGAUUACCAAUAAUUUAUUGUCCAACAAGCAGUUUGGUUUCCGGAAGGGUUUCUCAACUACAACAGCUUUGACCUCAUUUGCUGAUGAAGUGCUCUUAAACAUGGAACAAGGAAAGCUUUGCGGGGCCGUGUUCAUCGAUCUAACCAAGGCAUUUGACACGGUAGACCAUCAAAUAAUGUUAUGCAAGCUAUCCGAGAUCGGCCUUUCUGAAACAGCUCUUCAUUGGUUCCGUUCUUACUUAACUGGUAGACAACAGCGCACAUCAUGUGGAAAUGAAUUAUCUGAGGAACUUCCAGUCACGCAUGGGGUGCCACAGGGUAGCAUUCUAGGGCCUCUGUUGUUUGUGAUUUACAUAAAUAACUUGCCAAAUGUGCUUAACUCCUGCAACGCGUCACUUUAUGCAGACGACACUGUAAUUUAUUGCUAUGGUACAUCCUGAAAGGAGUUGAGUGAUAAGUUAAAUAACGAUCUACUGGGUGUGGCGAAAUGGCUUCAUGAUCACAAACUGACUUUAAAUUUGGACAAAACUAAACGCAUGCUCAUCGGUAGUAAUAGGAAACGCGAAAGCAAAGUAGAUUUGACUGUUUCAAUUUUAAAUCAUAGUAUAAGUAAUGUUCGCAGCUUUAAAUACCUCGGUAUACAUAUAUCUUCGGAUCUCACAUGGACUGAUCAUGUUGAACACCUAACUGGGAAAAUCAAUCAGAGGCUUGGGCUUCCCAAGCGUAUAAAGCAUUUAUUGCCUUUCAGGGCUCGUCUACUUUUCUAUAAAAGUCUUGUUAUACCCCUUUUUGAAUAUGCUGAUCUAGUAUGGGGCGAUAAACAUAAUAUUACCCUUAUGUCUAGUUUGCAAGUUUUGCAAAAUAAGGCCGCUAAAGUUAUUUUAAAUAGACCAUUGUACUCAUCCUCCACUGAGGCAUUAGCCGUUCUUAAGUGGCUGCCUCUAGAGAAAAGGCGAUUUCAAAGAAGGUGUGUACACGUAUACAAAUGCAUCAAUGGCCUAAUUAAUCACGAUAUGGACUUGAUUAGACAAGACGUACUUCAUAGGCAUAAUACACGUAACAAAGGCAAUUUUAGAUUACCACGUGUCAAAAGAAAUUGGGGGAAGCAAAGAACACAAUAUCAUGCCGUUUCCGAUUUCAACUCCCUCAGUCAGACGAUCAAAGACUCAAGGAAUGUAAAUAGUUUUAAACAUAAUGUUUUUAAGUUUUUGAUAUAGCUACUUACGUUUAAUUUUUACUUAUACUUAUUUUUAAUUUUUUAUGCAUUUUUUGUAUCUUUUUAAUCCCUUUGCAAUUUUAUAGCUUUUUUUUUUGUUUUUAUAAUAUAUAUCUAGUUUUGAGGUCCUUUUUGAAAACCAUAUCUUUUAUGAAAAAGUUUCCUCAAUAAAGAUGAUUAUUAUUAUAAACUCUCGUAAGCGACGUCGGCUAUUUUUUGAUGUUCUGAUUUAACGUUGUUUAAGCACACACCAUGACUUGAUUUGGUAAUGAACUUAAUAUUGGACAUUUACGUUAUGAUCAAUUGACAGCUGCCAAAAUAGGAUACCGGCUGACCAGUGUUACAUGACUGUAUCGCGACCUCAGGUGUGCAACUCAUUUUUAAGGUUCUCGGCUGACCAGCUAAGGCAUUCCAAGUGAUCGCAGGCUCAGAAAACUUCGUUUAGAAAGACAGUUCUUAAAAUAACCCACGAGAGCUUCACUUUUAGCCUUGGCUAAAUCUAUACAUUACAUGCAACAGAUACAUGAUACGAACAGCUUUAAGAUCCCUCGACCUGGAUUCACUGGAAGGUGUGGAUAGUGCAACAACCAAAAUGUAAGUUUAAACUAUUUUUAGUUUCUUUCACAACUUAAGCUAGGUAGUCGGAAAAAUGUGCAAAGUAAUAACCCAUGUGAAAAACCUCCAUGGAAUUCCAUGGAAAAUUCUCCAUGGAAUUCCAUGGAGGAUUAGGACAUCAAUUUCCAUGGAAUUCCAUGGAAAUUUCUCCAUAGAUUUCCAUGGAAAAUAUUUGUAAGGAGGAUUAGGACAUUUCCCAUGAAAUUCCACGGAAAACAUUAGGACACCAAUUUCCAUGGAAAUUUCUGCGUCGACAUUUUCCAUGGAAUUCCAUGGAAAAGUUCCAUGCAAUUCACAGGAAUUACACAUUUAAAAUAUCCAGUGAAUCAAAUGGAAUACAUAACAGAUUUUGGUCCACUGCAAUUUAUUGAAUCAAUAAAAGGACCGCAUAAAUCUCUUUUUAAAGAUAACAUGCUUUUGGCGGAAAAUUUGACAUACUGUAGCUAAAGCAAAUUAAUGUUUACUUGGGACUAUACAAAUUGCAGUUUAGAAUGCAGCAAUCAUAUUGAAGUAGCUUAAAUGAAAAAUUUAGAUUUAAUAUAAAGGAAGGAGUCUUGGCCUGGUGUUUAAGAAAAGUAACAGGCGAACAGAUGCAUAAUUGAGCUAAUACUUGAAUGCAUAAACCGUCAGUAUGUAAGACUUAAACAUGGCUUUAUUUAAUGCGACGAAAAAGGGAAGUGCUACUUAUUUCCUCGAUCAGAACCAUGGUAUUUAGUUAUAGCAAAGUCCUACCUAAUCCUUGGGAAAAACGGCGUCAGCCACAAUUAUAAUUGAUCAGUCUCUUGUACAGUUUUUACGUAGCAGGCAUGAAAAUUCUAAAUAUGAUAUUUCUUCUUAUACAUCGAAGCAACCAUCGAAGUACAGUCUUCGAUUUCUAAUUCUGCCAGAAUUAGUAACUAUUCUGAAGGAUUCUAAAGGCAAUUUGCAGGAAAGACCACUUUCAUAUCUGUAUAAACAAAAAAGAUAAAAACUACAUAUUAAAACCCAUAAACAGCAGACAAUCGAGCGGACGAAUUCAGUUGAACAACCAAACACGAGUUGUGUACAUAUUAAGCUUACCUUCCUCCUUUAUUGCGCGAUCCAGCUGAGUCAUUGUUCAAUCGAAGUCGAUUUGAAACAAGCCAAAUGUAAGCAACCUCACAAGUGAUAUUUUGCGCUGAAAAUAACAUCUUUUUCGGAUGCAUUCAUUGCAAAGACAAUGCGUUCACACAACGCUGUCGUACUGCACAGAAGUCCGCCUAAAGAUUCGAACCAAGAAAACUGAUCGUCUUCGUAUUUCUAUUGGUUCAAAAGCCCCACGUGAUCGCGUAAGUCACUAAGCGGGGAGGCCUGGACGCCAGUUCAAGCACCAAACAUGGCGUCAAAUCACGGCACGAUCGUGGAGAUGUCUGUCUUAAAAGGCUUUAAAUUGUGGUCCCUUUCAGAGUUAAUUGUACUAUUCCGACGCUCUCGAAGAGUAAAGCAGUGAGAGGAAAAGAUUUCAUUGUUCUCCCAGGUGAGGGAACCUUUGAAAAAAGGCAGCAGGCCUAUUUAUAGUCUGAUGCACAGACGUUUUUAGUGUCGUCACACAACGCUCCUCCCCACUCAAAACGGCUGUGUAGCAGACUAGCCUAUCCACGGAUGCGGCAAAAAACUCUAAUAUUGCCUGUGUAGGUUCGCCGAAAUACUCCAUGUAAAGCAAUCUCAUCAAUCAGGUUGGACUUGAGUAAUAGGGAAAAUCUUAGCUCUCAACCAAACACACUUCGAUACCGAGAAGAGUUAUGUGCCUAGUGGGAUCAUUUUGUACUAGCUAUUUAAGUACGGGACCCGUACAUUGUCUUGUAUUUGCUAUUCAUACGGGAUUCCGACUAAACGGAUUAGGGCUAUUAAAGCACUGACUCGAAACGGUUAGCUUCUAAUUAGGGUUACGGUUGUUUUUAGAUAAGUAAAAUCAAACUCCACCCAGCAGCGAGUUACUACUCCGUGGUAGAGUGGUUAGGUUACGAACUGUGGAUUCUGCGCCCCUGGAUCGGUUCUUAAUCUUGCCAAAUCGAAUUUUUCUUCUUUUCAAAAUUUGUCACUGACAUUUUUUCCUUAAAAAUGGGACAGUGGUUGAAGAGACUUACACUUUCAUGGAAAUUUGUUGAUCAGAAAUUUCAAGAGACUUGAAAAUUUCAUAUAAAUUUCAAGUAAAGACUUGAUCCCGUAUGUCAUAGCAAAUACACGUCGGUACGGGUCCUGUACGAAUAGCAGCACUGUGUCAAUGUAAUGAAGCAACUGAAUGUUGUUAAUAACAGUGAUCUUGUCAUAUUUUAAAUGCAACACUGCUUUUAAAAGAUAAAUGGCAGACAGCCCUACUAAAAAACAAUUUUCUAUAUUUACUUUUUUUAACAGGAUUAUUUUUUUAUUAAGCACUCAAAACAUUCCUCUUUAUAGUUAGCAAUAAAAUUUCUUACACUGCGACUUUCAGUGUCGCCUGUCGGUGAACAAUACUUUUGCAUUGUCUGUGUAAUUUAGCUUUUAGCUUUUAGAAAGCUUCCAAAUGUUUCCUAUUUUUCUAUCCAAUAAAAAGUGCAGACUUGAACAUGUGGUUAACGAGUUGAUGAGCUGCUUGAUUACUGAAUUUCUAUGGAUUUCCCCAUACAAACUGCAUGGUAUUCUAUCGAACUCCAUGGACACGCUAUGGCAUUCCAUGAAACUGCAUCGGUACUUCAGGGAACCCCAUGGCAUUCCAUGGAACUCUACAAUAUUCCCUGGAUUUCCAUGGACCUCCAAGGAAAGUCCAUGGAAUUUCAUGACAUUCCAUGGAACUCCAUCACUACUUCAUGGAACUCCGUGGAACUCCAUGGUAUUCCAUGGAACUUCAUGGAACUCCGUGGAACUCCAUGGCAUUCCAUGGAACUCCAUGGAUACUCCGUGAAACUCCAUGGAUACUCCAUGGAACUUCAUGGCAUUCCAUGGAACUCCAUGGAUACUCCAUGGAAGUUCUGUGGAAUUCCAUGGGUUUCCAUCGAUUUCCUUGGAAUUCCAUGGAUUUCCAUAGAUUUCCAUGGAUUUCCAUGGAUUUCCAUGGAAUUCCAUGAAAUUCCAUGGAGGUAUUUCACACUGGAAGUAUUAAAUAUGGAUUGCUCAAGCGUGUUAGCCUCGCAGAUUUAUUUUAACCCUUUGCAGUUGUAAGCGGCUACCUAGUAAAAGCCUGUUAAAGUUUUUUUUAUAGUCCUCUUUCGUCUAUUUAUGUUUUCCUUAACUCGCUGUAACUUGUGUUGACCGAAAUGGAAAAUUGCAAACGAUAAUGAACAAAAACAAACGAAGCCAUAACAGAGACCACUUUCCCUUCUACCCUUUCGUCUAAAAGGUCAAACGCAACCAAUCGACCCUUACCUUGCAGAAAAAUGAGCGAUGGCCAAAUUGCUUCCGUGACUUUAAAGAACAAGAUUGGUUCUAAUCUCUGCAAAAUUCAACUGUAAGUAUCUUUAAUAUUAUUAUAUUAUCAUUAUUAUUAUUAUUACAAGUGAUACCGGUAAAAGCAAAUUAUAAUUAUUUUAUACUAUAUAAAGCUUCGAGUUUAAACCAUAAAAUAACUUGAUGAAAAAGAGUUACCUUUUAAGUCUUUCUUCGGUGCCGUAUAUUUCUACGACGACGUCAUGGUUCGAGGUUGUCCGCUAUAGUGAGAAGUGAUUUCAUUUGCUUUUAUUGAAAUGGGUGGAUAAAAAUUGAUAUGCACAAAUCAUGUCAAAGAGAAAGUAGAAUCAACUUUUACAACUGAUUCUUAAGUCGCGGCACAAACCGAUUAAUAAAAUGGAUUUACAAAGAGAGAUACGAAUUGCUCUUACUGAAAAGAAAGCAACAACUUAAUAACAGCCUGCAAACCACUAAGCUGAAACUUAGCAGUGCUUCACACCUAUUUUAGUCGAUGAAAGUAAUUAAAUACGGCAGUUGAUUCAGAUGUCGGAUAUGACGGUGCCGAAUUUAACUCCGUUUGUUGUAAAUAUUCCCAGUCUCUAGAAACAUUUUUAUCCAGUAUGGGUAAGGGUUUCUAUAAUUAACGCAUUAUAUUGGGCAAGUGUAAAAUGCGACUUCUAAAUCAAAUGCUGAACCUAAGUCGAAUUUUCGACUGUUUCCCUUGCAGAUUCGACAAAGUCGUAUUUAAUUUGGUGAUUCGGACGUUCCUUCUCAAAGCAGUUACGUCUCGAAUUAAAUUAGGCACCUGAGAAAAUCGGUAUUUGAGCUGGGUAGUGAUAACAUUGUCCAGUAUUAAUAAAAAUAGUUAAUGCCUGUGGCUGCCCUCGAAAGUGGUACUUGGCAUCCGAAGGAGUUUCGUUGUUAUUCACAAGAAAAAGAGAAAAACUUGAAUCGUCAGAUCUUUCCUUUAUCUCCAAAUAAUCUUUAACUCUUCAGUUCUUCAAAUAACAACUUAGUCUGCCUUAUACGAUACCGAUGAGCAAAGGAUUACAUGGAUUGUAAAACUAAAUCACACAUGUGAUAAACAAGAACAUGGCGGCAACUAACACGAGUCCUAAGCAAAAUGGUAACAACCGCUGACCAUAAAUACUGAAAAUUCAUUACUACAGCACUGCUGUAGUAACAUGGCUCCUCAACUGCAUGUCAUGCAGUUAAGACAAAACAAUAAACUUACAAGAGUCCCUGAGGCUAAACGUUCAACAAACUAUCAGUUCGAUACUCAAAUGGUAGAAUCUCGAAAGCUCAAGUCACUGAUCGGCAACAGCGAAUGAAUGUCAAAUGAGUUAAUCAAAAUCAAGAGUUCACUACAAUGUUCAUUGACAAUGAAACCUUUGCAACGUCUUUCAAUUGUUCUUCGUUGGCUCCUCGAUGGGGACUUCCCUGGUCUCCUCGUGAAAGACAUAUUCCUGGAACACUUCAUCUGCAGUCAACAAUAGAACGAGCUUGUUUAUAGGUCUGCCUAAAUGUGAUGGUGGGCGUUGGCGUUUGCCACUAUCAUCCAAAUUCCCGUCUGCCAUCAGCAACCUGACCUUUCUGGUAUACCCGUCGUCACUUGGGUACACUUGCACUACUUUGCCAAGUGGCCACUUAUUGUGCGUGCUUUCACUUUCCUUAGAGAUGACUAUAUCACCAACAGCAAGGUUUCUCUUAGACUGGACCCGCUUUUGCCUGACUUGUAACAUUUGAAGAUACUCUCCCCGCCAUCUCAGCCAGAAUUCAUUUGCAAGAUACUGAACUCUUCUCCAACGUCUACGACAAUACAUAUCGGCUCUUUGAAACUUUCCUUGGGGCGGUAGCACUCUUUAAGAUGGUUAGGAGUCAACGGCUCUGGAGCUUCUGCAUCACAUAAGUUAUCGACGCUGAGGGGUCUUGAAUUAAUAAUGCACUCGACUUCUGUCAAGAGUGUUCGCAAUGUCUCAUCAUCUAGUUGGCAGCCAGCUUGUAACAGUAGUGGUUCAAGUGCGUUGCGUACACUACGAAUGAUACGUUCCCAUGUCCCGCCCAUGUGAUUAGAAUGGGGUACGUUCAACUUGAAUGGAAUCCACUCGCAUCCAUUCCUUAGCAAAUAGUCUUGAACAUGAUCUUGAUUCAUCUCACAUAAUGCUGCUUUCAGUUCACUUCGUGCACCAAUGAAAUUUGUCCCUUGGUCGGACCUCGGUUGUCUCACAGCACCUCUCCGAUUCAUCAAACGUCUCAAUGCACUGAUAAAUGAAGAACUCUCCAAUGAAUUGGCAGUCUCUAGAUGAACACUUCGUGACCCCAUACAUGUAAACAAUACUCCAUAGCGUUUAACUUCACUCCUUCUCUCUUUGACAAUGAACGGUCCAAAGUAAUCAACGGCACAAAACGAAAAGGGAGGAGCUGGUUCAAGUCUGUCGUUAGGAAGGCAGGCCAUCUUCUGCUGCUCAGUGGGCCUACGCAGUCGUCUACAUGUCAAACAACUCGAUAUGAACCUCGCUACUUUUGAUGAAACAUUGAUCAACCAAUAGCCACUUUGCUGCAACUCGUUAUGCGUCAUACCACGACCCAUAUGGUUCACCUUGAGAUGGUGAUGUUGAAUCAACAGUUUUGUCAAGUGUCCUUUUCGCGGAAUAAUGACUGGAUGCUUCAGAUCAACUGGUGUAUCUGCUCUUCUGAUACGACCACCAACACGAAUUAUGCUAUCAUGGUCCACAAACGGAUCCAGUUUGUACAGCGAACUUGUCUUUCGUAACGGUUGGUUCCUCUUUCUGGCUUGGUUUCUGUUUGUCUCUCCGUUGGUUACAUUUAUGUCGCAGAGAAUUUGAAGUUCCUCACGGAAAUGUUCGUACUGCAAACAUCUGAUGAUGGUCUUCUCUGCCUCUUAAAGCUCUGGAAGCGUAACUCUCAGUAUUGACUUCUCAACUUGUGUACUUGACCUUGUUACUGGACUCUCGGGUUUCUUAAUUUCCCUUCUUUGAAGCUUGGACUUCAGACGUAAACAUAGAGCUAUGACCUUUAUAGCACGGUUCCAGCUAGAUACACCAUCUAGUCUGAUUAUUUCAAAUUGAUCUGGAAAUGGAGCAACACUUCUGACAUCGUUUCAAAACAGACACUUUCUUCACCUCCGGGUCAGAGUCUUGAAGGCGAGGCAGCUCCACGUUUUCUGGUUCACAGGGUCCGCUUCUCCACAAGAAUUUUGGACCAGUUAACCACACCUUUUCCAGCUGCUUUGCGGUGAGUCCUCUUGAUGCUUCGUCUGCGGGGUUGUUGUUUGUGUCUACGUAAAACCAUGCGUUGGGAUAGGUUAGGUCCCGGAUUUGCUGCACUCUGUUAGCAACAUAAACGUGAAACCUCUUGGCUUCAUUGUUAAUGUAUCCGAGAACUACUCGGCUAUCCGUCCAGAAGAAUUCUUUCAUCUCCGGGUACUCCAACUCAUUUCUCACGAACUCACUCAUUCUUGCAGAGGUGGUAGCAGCAGCUAACUCCAGCCUUGGAAUAGUCUUGUGUUUAAGGGGAGUUACCCUGGCUUUUCCGACGAUGAAGGAACAAUGAGCUUGAUCGAGUUCGUUAAUCAAUCUUAGAUAACAGCAUUGACCAUAGCCUCCCACUGAAGCAUCUGAAAAAUAGUGGACCUCCACUGCUUUCACUGGGCCAAAGUUGUCUGGCUUGAAACAUCGCUGUAUCUCUAGUUUCUCCAACUGUACGAUUUCUCGCCGCCACUUUUCCGACUGUGGGUGUAGAUACUCUGGAACAGGGCUAUCCCAAUCCAGCUUGUCUUUGCACAUCUGCUGAAGAAUCUCUUUACCUCUGAGUGUAACAGGGGCCAGGUACCCAUUAGGAUCAUAAAUAGAGCCAAUAGUGGACAAUACACUUCUUCGAGUUAAAGGGCGAUCAUGAAGUUCAAUCCGGAACUGGAAACUGUCGCUUUCAGUGCACCACAUCACGCCUAGAGCUCUUUCAAUAGGUAAUGGAUCUACAGCUAAGUUCAGUUCCUUUAUUUCCUUUGAAUGGUCAUCAACCGGAAAGGCUUCAAGAACUUCUUUCUUGUUCGAGACUAUUUUAUGUAAUCUGAGACAAGCCUUGCUACAAAUUGCUUGACUGGCCUUGAUUAACUGUAUGGCUUCGGGUACCGUUGAUACAGAUUUUAGUCCAUCAUCUACGUAGAAGUCCUUGCGUAUGAACGCCGCAGCAUCUGUACCAAACUCCUCUUCGCCAUCGUUAGCUGCUCGCCUAAGCCCAAAGUUCGCGCAACCUGGGGAACUGCUGGCACCAAACAGGUGAGCUUUCAUACGAUAGUCGAUUACUUCCUUUGUUGGGUCCCCAUCCAACCACCAAAGAAAACGUAACAGAUCUCUGUGUUCUUCGGCAACCACGAACUGUCAUAAAUGCAACGCUUUCCUUGCGAAAACGACACAAGAUACUCAACAGAUCGUUCAUAAAGUCAGGACCUUGCAGCAAGUAGUCAUUGAGGCUGACUCCGUUAAACUGAGCCGAACAGUCAAACACCACCCUUAUAUGCCCUGGUUUCUUUGGAUGGUAGACACCUGUAUGCGGUACGUAAUUGACUUUACCGUCUUGAACCUUAAGACGAUCUACAGGAACUUCCUCUGCACAUUGUAAGAUUAUGUCCUUCAUAAACGCCUGGUAAUCAGUAAAGAACUUCGGAUUCUUCUUGAAUCUGGCCUUCAGUUGGUUCCACCUCUUUACUGCGAGCUGGCGGUUGUUUGGAAGACACACACUGUCUGAUUUCAACGGAAGUGGCAUCACGUAACGUCCAUCCGAUUGUUUCUUUACUCCGUCCUCAAGAAUCCUUAGAAAUCUCUCAUCUUCCAUAGAAUAAGGUUUGUACUUAAGACUUGUCUCAACAAAGUCAGUUUCUAACACACGGAGAACUUUCUCUGGGCCAAUAAUCUCUUAAGCCUUCGUGGCGAAUGCAAACUGGCUACGAAUUUCUGAAGCUGCAACUCUAUUGCACACACCCUUGUCUGUGUUUUCAACAUCACUAGACUUGCAGACUCUUCCAAUAACUCCCCAACCAAGUAUAGUCCUCUGAGCGUACGGCUCGUCAUCUUCACCGGCAACUAUUUCCCUGGGUCGGAUAGCUCUUGGGCAGUUGUUUCCAAUCAGGAUAGAAAUUUCUGCAUCUGGGUGGUACCGUGUCAACUUAUCGGCGAUGGGCUUCAGAUGUUGCCAUUCCCUAUCCACUUCAGGUUUUGGAAUCUGCGACCGGUUAGCUGAAACAAGUUCCCGGGUGAAGGCCACUGGCAUCUUCACUACACAUUCUCUAUGGUACUCAAGAAUCUCUAGCCCAGAUAUGUUCUUAGUUUUAACACGGGCAUUUAAUAAUAAUAAUAAUGAGUCUUUAUUUCACCAAAUGAUAAAACUACAUAUCUUAUGUUACAAUAAGAGAAGAUAAAAACUAUGAUAAAAAUAUCUACGUUAUAUGUAUAUAUUAAAAAAAUGUAUCAUUACAAUAAAUGGAGCUUAAAAAUCAACCUAUUUACAAAGGUGUUCAUAAAACGCUCUGUCUUAAUUGUCGGGCGCACGCAGCCUUUUUUCCUAAGAUUAUGUACAUAAGUCUUCUGGAAAGGAAUGAUAUCUUUUAGUGGGUGGCAAUCCGUUGAUAUUAAUUUCUUUAAAAUGUUUUGGUCUUUUGCUGCUGCAUUGUUGUCAACAGAAGCUCGGUUGAUGGGCCUUGCAGGUUAAACCGUUCACAAAGAGUCUCAGACACAAAACUGACAUUUGAAUGAUCGUCGAGGACUGCAUACUGCAAUAUUGGCUUCUCUGGCUCUCCCACUGGCCUGACCCACACUGGUUCUAUCAUGGUGUCAUCAAAUCCACCGCUUUGUUCAGGAAUUAGACAUACACUCGUACAAUUUGAGAUGGCAGCAUUGUCUUGUGUUAGUUCCUUGUGAAGGCAUGUGGGAUGUGUUCCUGAGCAUGUUUUCAUUUUGUAUUUCAACCUCUCCUUGCAGUUUGCUACCUGAUGACUCUUACUGGCUGCACAACCCAUACAUAAACGUUCGCGGAAGAAGAAGUCUCUCCUUUCACUGAAAGGCUUUCUACAGAAAUCAGCGCAAUCAUCUAACUUGUGCUUUGCACCACAAAACAGACACUUCGUCAAACCAUUUGGACCAGAGUCCUUUGAUUUACUAGAAUUAGUGAGGUCUGAUUUACUGUUGCCACCACCCUUAGCUGAUGUAGAAAGAGAACUACCCUUCUCAUUAUCUGGUUUCAGCUUCAGAUUUCUGUUAAAUCUUGGACUACUUGAUGGGGCGAGGCCUUCUAACUCUGGGAUGUUUGCCUUUUCUGCUGCUUCUCUGAUGAAAUCUGUAAACUUAGCAAAGGUAUGGUAACUGGCUUCACCAUGGGUAUGUCUCCAUUGUUUAAUUGCAUCUCUCCACUUGGUUUCAAGGUAGUAGGGUAACUUGGAUAGUAACUUUACAUUCUCCUUUGCAGAGUCCAGUACAGAAAGACCAGGAAUGGUGUUCUUUGCUGCUAAUACCUUGUCUAACAUGUCUGAGAACUCCCUUAAGGCACUGGCAUCCUUGGGUCCUAUCUUAGGCCACUUCUCCAACUUGUUAAUAAAUGCUGUACUCACAACAUUACAGUUUCCAUACCUUUCCUGCAAUACAGACCUGGCUUUCUGAUAAGCAUCUUCUGUCCCAGUCAGAAGAUAAUGUUCCACAACUUGCUUUGGCUUUCCAGUUACAUACUGAUUCAACAUAUUCAGCUUGAUGUCUGCUGCCAGUGGUCUAGAGUCAACUAGAGCAUUAAAGGCACUCUUCCAUACAGGAUAUUGCAGGGGGUCUCCUUCAAAUACUGGAAUGGUCAGUUUUGAAAGUUGUCCAGAAACAAACAGUUCUUUGCUCACAGUACUUUGUUCUAAGUUAGCUUCUGUUAACUUGUCCAUACACCUUUCUAAUGAUGAAGCAACCUUUUCCCACCCUUCACAGACGGAGUUAACUUGACCUUGAGGAUGAACAAACUGGUAACUUGAAGGGGAAUUCAUAACUGUUAACGUAAUUGGUGAUGGACCACUUAUGGAGUUAGUUACAACAGGAUCAGUUUUUGCCGACGAGAAAGCUUGUGUACAAGCUGCUUCUGUUUGAAUGGGAAGACCAAGUUCAAGUUCAAAAUGACGAACAGUAAAUACUGACUGUGUUACGGCUCCCGGUGAGAAUGAUGGAGCAGAAGCCCGCAAACCACAUGUUGUAGUCUUUGGUGUGGAUGUUGUUGUCAAAACAGGUGUUUGGGAUACAUGUACUUGGGACUGAACUGAUGUAUUAGUCUCAUUUGCACGGGUAGUUACUGUUAGAGAUUGCAAGAAUCUUUUCACUCCUUCGCCUUUACUCUCACUAGGAAGAUUGACUAGAUCUUCUUCAAGGGAGGGUGUUUGCUCGUUAUCAAUCUCUUUGCAUACACUUAACUUGGCUCUACUAAGUUCAAGUUCCCUCUUAAGUUUGAAUUCUUCCAGUUUCUGCUCCUGUUUUAACCUUUCUGUUUCUAGGGCCUUUUCUUGUUCCACAUAGGCUAGCUUCACCUUCAAAGCAGCUUCCUCCUGUAGAAGCUUAUAUUUAUCUACUUAAGUUGAAAGUACACUGUCUGAACUUGAUUUUGACUUGACACUUUUGGUUGUUUUACUCCUCUUUGAACCCUUAGAAAUGACAGAAUUAGACUCCAAAACUGUCUGUUCCAAAUACUUUAUCUCAUCCCUCACAUCCCUUUCAAAAUCCGACCACUCACCACAAACUUGCUCCCAGAUGUUCUUGACCUUUGCUAACUCAUCGUCUUGAACUGUUUCCAAAAUGUCAUUAUAUGCAUCCACAAAUUCAUUCCACAGAACUUGUGCCUUACUAAGCUCUUGCUUCCACCUUGAUAAUUCAUUACAAUGUCCCCGAAGCAACAGUGUUUUUCUCAGCGUUCCCGUAAAACUUGAACUUUUAUUCUUGAAAGAGUUCAACUUUAUAUCGUUUUGAUAGGAUUGACCCUUUUCGGUUAGCUUCCUGAUACGAACUUCCGACGAAUGCUGUUCAUUUUCCACAUGGAAAAAUCCUUUGUUUUCGGCAUUCUCCGAUAGAUCAACAAUUAAAGGCGAAGACUUCUCGCAAACAUCAUCCAAACAAUUAUUUGAAGAGGAACUUACCACCUCACCACAAACAUCCGACACUGAAGCCUCAGGAAUAUCACUCAACUCUCGAGACAUGACGAGUACUGAAUCCAAACCAAAGGCAAUCAGAAAUAAAUUUCUACAAAGGCUUACACCACUUGGUAUCCAUUCAAAUCCUCCACAGGUCGUCCGGCUUUCGUUAUGAACUUCUUGUUGUGACAGCGAUGACUUUACGGUGGUUAAAAGCUUCACCAAGGACCAUUAAGUUGUUAUUGUGGUGCUGCCCUCGAAAGUCGUAGAGUUUCGUUGUUAUUCACAAGAAAAAGAGAAAAACUUGAAUCGUCAGAUCUUUCCUUUAUCUCCAAAUAAUCUUUAACUCUUCAGUUCUUCAGUUCUUCAGAGAACAACUUAGUCUGCCUUACACGAUACGGAUGAGCGAAGGAUUACAUGGAUUGUAAACCUAAAUCACACAUGUGAUAAACAAGAACAUGGCGGCAACUAGCACGAGUCCUAAGCAAAAUGGUAACAACCGCUGACCAUAAAUACUGAAAACUCCUUACUACAGCACUGCUGUAGUAACAAUGCCUCUAUCUACUGAAACACCUCGGUAAAAACUGACAUAGCGAGUUUAAACGAGGUAUAUAUUCCUUCUCUGUUUUGAUUGACAGUUUUCAAGGAUGACUUUCUCGGUUUUUUUAAUUUCCGUGUAGAAUUAAAUCUUUAACUGAUCGAAGCUAGACGUAAACCUUACAAUAAACCCGUUAAUACUCUGUCAGGCUUGGUUCAUGCCGGGUAACGUUUAAGAAAUUUAUGAACUAUCGAUCGCGCGGCCACAGUCUGAACCGUAUGACCGUACGAUUCUCUCCCUGCUCGUAAGGUGUCUUUUCAUAGGGCGGGGAAAACAUUAAUACAACAUUGUUCAUCAUUAUUUCCAUCGUUUUAGGUUAGGGUAGCAAACCGUUUAGCUUUUAGGGUUAGAAAAGCUGGAACACGACUUCUCUCCCUGGAAUGAAGAGAAACAAUAAGGCCGCCAAAUACAUCGUUUUAGUUUUUAAAGUUCUCCUUUAUUAAUAGCCUGCGAACAGCAGACGCAUUUCCGGUCGUCGCUUCUCUCCCUCCUUCUCCCACGGCAUGUGUGCCCCUUGCUUUAAGUUUACCUUAUUGAAUUUACUGGCACACAGAUCAGGGUAAGUCCUGAUCCGCCUUCCCCGCGCAUGCCGUGGGAGAACUGCCGUGCGGUUCCCAGCCCGAACAGUUCCCACAUGUGUUGAAUGGAGCUGUCGCUUAAAGGAGUGCUUGCACUCGCCUCGGCAGUAAAGGGUCUUUGAUACACGGGGAUUUUCCCCGUUCAUUGACCCGACGGUUAUGCCAUGCUGAUGAACCCUAAGAAGGGCGAAACAGCUGUCCAUGGGGGCCACUGCCCGGGUGAUAUGGCUGUGCACAUGCGUGAGGUACUGGCCAGGCCGUGGGUUGGUGUGUGUGUGCCCCUGCAACUGUUUUUCAUUUUUUUUUUGUCAAUAUCUAAUUUAGGGGAGUUGGAAACAGUGAUGAAGGCUAUAUCAAAGUGCCACGCUUUGAAGAUUUUAAAACAGACCCCUAUGUGGCUAUCUUACGACGGUCGCUACAACAAUCAGGGUUUGCAAACGAAACAGUUAUGCAACAGCACGUAACAUACUUUCCCUGCCCUAGAGGAACAUUUGUCAAUGCAUCAAUUAAAGAUUGGCCGAGCUGUGAACUUUGCCCUCCAGGUAAAUUUUUGCCAUGUGAUCUGACGUUAGCCAAUGUUCCAUCAUCCAUAUCUCUGUCUCUCUCUCUCUAAAGUUUCUGACUUUAGUUUUGUUGUUGUUGUCGUUGUUUUCUUCAAUAUGUAUAUUUCUUACGUUCAUUCAUGUCUAUAUUCACUAAUCCAUUGAUCCAUUUUAAUCGUUCUUUCCCUUCGUCCGUUUUCUUCUCUUUUCUUUGAUCGUCCGGUCCAACAACCACUUCGUCUAUCGAUUGGUCUACGUUAGGUAUUGCUUCUUUUACUUUCAGUCCCUAGUCAUAAUUCUGUUCAUUGCAAUUAUUUAUGCUUCUCCAGUAACAUCUUUUCCUUUGACGCCUUGUUAUUCAUCUUCCUCAAUCCAUUUCGUAUAUUAUGGGCGUGUUCGAUUGAUCUUCUUCCGGAAUAAGAGUAAAUGAAAUACGCUCGGUAAAUCACUUGUUUUGGCACUCAUUGCAUUGAAAUAUCUAGAAAUCUGCUUGAAAUAAAAUAUUUCAAUGAAAGUAAGGUUUGAAAACAAAACUUUUGCGAAUUAUUUUUUUGGAAAAAGGGCGAUCGACCACGCCCUAACCAUGUUAAGCAAUAAGAAUCUUUUCAUUCCUGUUAAUGUUUCAUUUUGCAGGAGGAUAUUUUUCGGACUCCUUAGCUUUUGUAAGCAAACUGGGCUGUAGAAAGUGUCCAAAUGGAACAUACGUUUCUCUCUACAAUAGACCAGGGACACAUGCAUUAAACUGCACCGCGUGCCCUCAAGGUAAUGACGCAACCCCGAUUAUUGUUAAAGGGUAAUGAUAAUUGUACAGCAAUUUGAUUUAAAAUGUUCUAAGAAGUGAAGAUAGAUUUUAUUGAACCAAAAAUUGAUUCCACAAUCUCCUUUUAACGUUUAGAAAUUUUUCGAGCACUGCCAUUUUAAAUUUUGUGAAGUCAAUUGAUCGCUGCAGUUGGGUCUUGACAACAGCAGUCACCAAAUGAGGUCAAUAUUAAUCUCCUACCCAGACCUCUCUCUGCCAAAGACAGAGUGAGAUCUGGGUACGAGAUUUUGUCAGAUUGAUACAAAAGGCGACACGCAGGAAAUCUAAAAAAAAUUCGUGUCAUGUCUACGUAGAAAAAAUUGAAAUUCUUUAUAACAAAUUGCUCUGACAGUCGUGGUUUCCCAAGAGAGCUGUAGAAAAAUUGAUUUUAAAAAAUCGAUUUUUGGCCUUUUUAUCUAUUUAUGGAAGUUUUCUUCAAUUAACUGUUAUGUUAUCCUUGACUCCUUUACAAAGGAACAGACACCAAUUCGUUCGCUGGAUUUCGUGCAUGCAAAUGCUUGGAUGGUUUUCAUCGCACUCACAUGUUUAAAGGCUGUCAGCGGUGUGAUAAACAAGGGUGGAAAUGCGAAAAUGACUACAUUACACUUAAGCCGGGCUAUUGGUGGAAAUGGUCCAAUGACUCCGUCAACCUCUAUAAGAACUACACCUCAAAUCUGCUGUCAUCAAAUCCUUCCUUCGACAGUAACAGAGUCCAAUACAAUUAUUCGUUGCCUAUGCCACAUGAAUGCCCAAGAAACGAAUCAUGCUUAGGAGGUCUGGACUCCAAAUGUGAACAGGGCUAUAACGGGACCCUCUGUGAAGUUUGUAGCCAUGGGUAUUACAAACACCUUCAGACUUGCAAGAAGUGUCCAACAAAGGCUUGGAUGGUGGGUCAAUUGACCAUCACCUUCGUUUUGCUGUUGCUCCUUGUAGUGGUAGUAGUUUGGACGAGCAUUAAGAAAAACAAAGAAAACAGAGAGCGCGCUUUGGUUGACAUAAUUUUGGCCAGGCUAAAAAUCGUCAUUGGUUUCUAUCAGGUUACGUUUGGCAUACUGAAUGCUUUCGCUUUCAUUAAGUGGCCUGAUUCCCUGGCUGCCAUAGCAAAAUAUUCCAAAAUGCUUCAACUAAAUGUUCUUCAGAUUGCUCCAAUUCAUUGUCUAUUUCCUCAGUUAAAAGUGGAUGCAUUUGGGAGUUUGUUUGCUAUCCUCGCAAUGAAUGCAGCUGCUGUUGCAGUGGCUGGGACAUCUUAUGGAAUAAAAAGGCUUUUGAUGAUCUUCAAAAGUCGUCACCUGGAAAAUGAUGCGGUAGCCAAGCAGAUUUCAAAAUGCAAGGAGCUUAUCUACAGAAAUCUUUUUUUCUUCUUGUUUGUUACUUAUCUUAGCACCUGCUCAAAAACAGCAAGCGUCCUUCCCCUUGCCUGCCGCGAGAUUUGUUAUGAAGAUGACGGUAAAGAUUGCUUCAAAUAUCUAAAAGCAGACUUUACUAUUGAAUGCAAUAAUCCAGAAUACAAGCGCUUGGUUUCUGUAGCAUAUUUUGCAAUUGCAUACAUCGUCUUUUUGCCUCUUGCCUCUUACCUCUUUCUCUGGAAACAAAACAGAAAAGUCAAAGCAUCGUUAAACAACUCUGGACAAAAGCAAACUUUUGGAAAAGAAUUGGCGGCAGGGAUGAGGUUUCUUUCUGAAAAUUACACAGCCAGGUCAUGGUAUUGGGAGCUUGUCGAGACAGUUCGCAAAGUCAUAUUGACAUCUGGCUUGAUUCUCGUGGGAGUGGAGAGCAGGGCAUACGUUGGAUUGGCUUGCGUUAUUUCGGGACUGUAUGGAAUAUUUUUUGCCUACGUGAGACCAGUAGAAGAUCCAUUUGAAAACAAACUGAUGCUUACUUCUCUUGCUGUUACGUUCGUCAAUCUGGGCAUUGGAGCUGUCAGCAAAAUUCCCAAAGAAAAUGUUCCAGCGUCGAUAGAUCGGUAUGUGGACUCUGUUAUGUUCAACAUAUUGGUGAUUGCUGCCAACACUCUUGUGAUCGGAUUACUUAUUGGUGAGUAGGCUGAAGAUUAAGACCACGAGAAGCCUCUCUUUUUUCUUAGUCCGCCGAGCGAAACGCGCGAGACACAAAAAAGACCACGCGCGUGACUGAAGGCGCCAAACUGGAAAGCCGCCUCUUCGCUCGACGCUUAUGCGCGCGUGCACUUUCCUUCCUAUAUUCUCCCCUCCCUCUACCCCUACGUUCCUGACUGGGAAACUCUCUCCCUUCUUCUUCUCCCUCUCCCUUCUCAUAUUUUUUUUCUCUCGUUCCAGCUUUCGUUCAUUAAGUCGAGCAAAAAAGCUUGCUACGCACACUAAAGUGGCAGCAGCAACAAUUCAUCAAUUAAAGCUACGAGCCCUGUAUUGCAAACGCAGGCUGUAUUGUGUUGUUUCUAGUGGGCAGAUUUUGCUUACUCUCUUUAUGUCUUUAUUUCAGUUCAGUACUCGUUCCGUCUUUACCAUUUCAUUCAAAAAUGGAGAAAAAAUCCCCAGUGGUCCAUGUCCUGUUGCCUAGCAAUGCUUCUUCCUCUUAACGACCUGCAAGGAGAAAUCCAAGGCAUGAUGGGGCGGAAUGUUGGGAGGCAGAGAAUUAAAAGUGGACGAAUGGCUAUACCCUCCGUGGCUGGCGCCGUGAAGGAAACUGGGGCUAUUGCCUUUCAGCUUGAAGAGGACGACACAACUGAAGUUGCGCCAGACAGCAUGGGUGGCCAUGACGACAGCUCGCACAGUCCACAAAUUGCCACGUACCCCACAGAUCCCUUUAUAACUGACUUUGCUUUAUCGCCACUUGUUGUUCAUUACCGCUCGAAUAGAAGGGAGACCUCAGUGUAGGAAUAAAUGGCAAAGGAUGCUUACAAUUUACAUGGGAAACCAGAAAUUCUGGUUGGAAAAUGAAAUAGUUCGCGCCCGCAUUCCAUUUACGAAGCUUCAGAAAAUAUGGGCAGUGAUUUCAGGCUAUUUAACUUUUCCACUAUAUUUAGUCUGUCCAGCUUAUUUGGGUAUAAUAUGUGGCUUGUCGUUAUCCCACCGCCUCAAAUUUGAUGGUUUGAUAUUUCUUAACAAGAUUUCCACCCUUGUCGUUUGUAUAAAUGCAUAGUAAGCAACUGAAGAAUGAAAAAAUAUUUUCGGAAGAAAGAACAUAAGUUAGGUAACAGAACGUUGUACAUUCAUUUUGUAACUGUACUUUGAAUACAGGAGUAGAGCUGGUUCCAUAUGCAUGAUUAAUCUCGAAGUGUAAUUUGAUGGCAUAGCACAAAACAAAGCCCAAGGGAGGGAGGGAGGGAAAAAUUUUUACAAGAAUAAUAUACUGAGCGCUCACCUUGCUAAAUAACAGAACCCAAGUGAACCCUGAACACUUGUCAUAGGCUUUUAUAGCUAGACAAACGUCUGCUGGCAUAGCCAGUAGAAAAGCCCGUACCACAAGACUUAGACAGCUCAGCGUUGCACGUGCGAAAUCUUAGCCAUGAAUAGUGCAUUGAAAAAGUUGGACAAUGCUGUGGAUCAAUUGGCCUGCUAAAGACAACAAGGCCGUAAAGUUAUACGCUAGAAUACAAUGUAUCUUAGAGCUUGCUGACCUUGGCAGCUUGACUAAACAACUGCUUUAUUGAAAAAGAACCGCCAUGAAAUGGUUACUGACAACUAACGUCACGUUCCAUUAACUAAAUUUUACUGGCGUGACAGUAAAAUUGCUUUUAAUUAGAGAUCCGGCAAGAAAGAAUGAGUCAGCUUUAUUUACGCGUUGAGUGAACCUCUGCAUUCAAGAGCUUUUACUAAUUUUAUGGUUUGCCACACCAUGUAUGUCGUUUUGAAAAUGCCUCAGUAAUCUUUAGUUAUUAAAUAAAACUAGGGACACUCCUCGGCGGUGCGGUUAAGUCUGCGCAGCGACUUCCCCCAAGCUUGUUGGCCGCGUUGCUGUUUAAUAUCGCCUGCAAACCGAUACUCUUGUCCGAUCCAGCACCUGCUGUAUUGCAUUCAGCUCGUAGUGCUGGAAAGAUUAGUGAUGUUCUUUGGUCACGCCAUCGCCGGAAGUCGCACAGGCUAACCUAGCGCAAGGCAGUGCUCCCCCAUUAAUGCCAACUUGUCAUUAUUUGUUUGUAUAAUUUAGUUACUGCGUUUAACAUGCAUCGCAAAGGAACAGAGACAUUAAGAAAUGCUAAUGCCAGACGUUACUUGAAGAGGGAAUUAAAACAAAACUGAAUGCAAGGCUGGCAAUAUGGCAAAGGGCUGAUUUAUUUGAGGCCAGUAAUUCGGCUAAUAAAAUUAGCUUGCCUUUAAGAUGUAUUUUUUUUGGCAUUUCUUCGACGAUCAAAUUAUAAGCUGUUUCACGGAUCACUUAUACCCUGACAAAACAGCCGACAUUUCGCGACGCCACCACUGGUUUCCCCGCGGAAAGAGAUCUCACAGACGAUCGCAAAAAACGCGACACCAUUUAGAUCUGGAUCUGGAAAAUUUCCUUUAACCAAUCAUAAGCACUACCCAGAUCGCGUCAUCAGUAUGGAAUUUCUGCGCACCUUUCUCGGUGGCGAGGUCUCGAAAUUUCGGCUGUUUUCGUCUCUCAGGCUUUUUUUUUUGUAGUUAUAGUUCGAUCACCUGGUAGCGAUAGUACUGAAGUCCUGUUUCCUCUAAUAUCCUUUAAGUUCUGGUAUUUGACCGUUUUAUUCUAGUUCUAUACCGAUAUAUUCAAGGAUUUUGUCUUUUUUGGGGAGUGAGUUAGUGCGCUUGUUUGAAUGGGUAGCUUAUUUGCUUAUUUGAUAUUUUUUCAGCCUCAAAAAGGGCGGCUUAUUCGAAAGUGGACGCAUAUUUGAAGGAGGACUUAUGUGAAUUCGAGCAUUUACAGCAAGCGUAAAAAGAGAAGCUGACAACGUUCUUCGUCGAAACUGCGUCGUUUGCACCGUUGAUUUUUUGCCAUACUACUUAGGGCGCUUUCCAUUUGCCAAGACCAGUCCAGUCAGUAAAGAGAGUUAUUAAUCAGAACUAUCCUGAGAUCAGUAUUUGCACGGCAGUGACGGGUUUUAGUUAAAAUUUCGAUAAAAAUAUUUGGAAAGCGCCCUCGUGAUAUUGUUUCUACUGUAUUUAUGCAAUAUAUAGAUUUAGUCAGGGCUAAAAGCGAAGCUUUCAUUAAUAAAUUUAUUAUUUAAAUCAAACAACAAACUUGUAAUCCACAAAUCAGUCACAUUCAUGUGACUGUUGAGGGAAAGGCUUUGUGAUUUUAGAGUGAAACAUCUUACAUCGAGUUGAUAGCCUUGUAUGUACACCCGAGAAAUACAGGAGCCGGCUCCUGAAAAUACCAAUCAUCCUCGAUCUCAUUUAAGAGCUAUAAGGGCUCUUGAUUACAGUAGAUUACGCCUGGAAAACAAAUUCUCGCAUGGAAAACAAAUCAGGCCCAGUUUUUUGCGUUCGACAAGUUUACUUUACAAAAUCUUGCCAACAAAUUUUAUAUACUUUUUAUACAUCACAUCUGAGGUGAAAGAGUAUUCUAUGAGGCACUGUAUUUAUCAUACAGACCUUGGACAGAAUGCAGUAUUUCACAAUUUUUCAAGACAAAUUGCACCCAGUCAAUAUUCGGGACGAUCAAUCCUGGGCUUUUUAAUAGCGAAACCGUUCAAAAAAUUUCCAAAAUCACCUAUACGGCCAGCCGGUUCUCAUUUUUGACAAGCGCCAAACUUGCAGUGCGAGCUGUGUCGAGUGUUUGAAUGAACAUUAAUAGAGUUACGCUUCAACAUAAUAAAGAACAUAAUAUAUUAUGUUUAUUCUUUUAUUUAAUGGGUUUAUAACGUUUGAUACGCGCGGCAUUUUAAGUCCUCCUGUAAGCGAUGUUCAUGAACGACUGAAAACAAACGGCACAGCGAUUAAAUUUGCCAAAGAGCCCGGUGUUUGCUUGUUUCAAAGAUGAACUCAAAACAAGAAAAUCGCUCAAAGUUUUCUUUCUACAGCCAAAUUUAUAACUAAAUAUCCUUCAGAACGUUUCUUUCUAUCUGGGGUGAGAAAGUAUAUCUAAAGGCUUUUUAAAGUUCUGCCAAAUCUUACAAACGCGCAUAAACUUGCCGCAUAACUGUGAUCGACUUCACGAAAUUAGAUAUAAAACAACAAACAUCAAAUACAAUAAUUACUCAGGAAUACCAGUUGAGAAGCAGCUCCUGAAAGCUAUAUAUCAAGUAAGACCAGAAUGGUGUGAGACUUUUCAACCCUCUUACGUAUCAAGCAACGUGAAAACCGAAAACGAUGCCAUCCGAAAUCGGAUUUCCGACUUUGACAAGCGACGCAUUUCUCAACCAAAAAACCAAUAAACAAACUAGCUAUGAAUAACAGAAGACUCUUGAUAGCAGCUGCAUUUUAUUUUUUACAUCAAGUGGAAAAAGACAGUUAAAUACAUCACAGGUUGACGGAAAACUCUGUUAGCUUCAGCUGUCAACACUGGACGAAAAAAAGGGAUUUGCUUUUAAUUUGCUCAGCGCAAAUAUGAUGCAAAUUUGUGCAAACUGGGGAAUAAAUCUGAGCACACCUUUUACACCGGGGUGUAAAUAGGUAUGCAAAUUGAGGUAUGCCUCUGAGUCAAUAGCCCAUUCGGCCUUCGGCCUCGUGGGCUACUGACUCAGGGCCCAUUCGGGCUCGAGGAAUAAUUGUUAAAUAUUUCCGAUUUAUUACUACAUCACCUUUUCCAUAUCGCCAAACGAUAUAUUUACACAUGUAAGUUAAAUAAUUUCAACCUUGUGCUACAGGUUUAUAUACAAACCGUAAUGAACUCCAUGAAAUUGAAAAAGAGGUUGCAUCUAAUAAUAACAAUAUAUCUUCCUUCAAAAACAAAUGGAGCCCUCUUAAACUUUCAUCCUCGGACAAAUUGCUGGUUUUCAGUGUCACGCCAUUCAAAGUAGAUCAAAAUAAAAAUCAAAACCGUUCAAUAGAUAAAAUCCAGAACCUGGAAAAUAAAAAGGAGGGAAAUAUGCAAAGACCCUCGCCAAUAUUCAGGCCAGAGGACUAUUUCGUAUACGAGAUAUCCGAAGAAAUGUUUUCACAAAAUUAGUAGAGAUUUGUAUGGAGACGCCAUGCUGGUGCCCAUCCAGAUAGGUGCCAACACGGCGGACGGAAACCAACACAAACAUCUGUUACCGAGUUUUGCUACAAAAGCGUGAAUUUAUAGUUAUUCUUCGAGGAACUUUUAAAACAUUAAAGUAAUACUUUUUCUAAUACAUGAACUGUUUAGAUAGCAAAAUUCCCUGAAAUAAGUGAUUUUUUUAACCUACAUGACAGUUCUCUUAAUGCCGCGUCACGCAAAAGCUUAGAAAUUCAAGCGUACUCUAUCACAAAACCAAGAACCCUUUUUAAGCGAAAAUUCGUAUGAAAAUUAGUUUUCAGCUGCUCUAAUACAUCGUGAAAGUAAAAUUUCGGUGGGAUCGAUAGUUUUGUAGUUUUAAUUUUGGUGACGUCAUAUGAAAACCAACAAUAAACUUGCUGAUAUUGUUUGUUUUCACGUGACGUCACUAAAAUUCAAACUAAAAAACUAUCGAUCCUACCUAGAUUUUACUUUCACGAUGCAUUAGAGCAGCUGAAAUCUAAUUUUCAUACAAAUUUUCGCUUCAAAAGGGUUCUUGGUUUUGUGAUAGAGUACGCUUGAAUUUCUAAACUUUUGUGUGACGCGGCAUUUACUAGCCUGUUCCAGGCUCCGAGAUGGUGGUGGAAAGUCGUUCAGUAAAAAGAAAUUCGAAAAACGCGCGGGGACUGGGGAGAGACAGGGCGGCGGAGCCUGUACGCAUUUUUUUUAACGGCCUGUUCCGGUAUAUCAGCUCCUUGUAUACCCUCUGAUUGGUCAAUUGUGACAGUUAACAUCAUCACCUAGUAGCGUGGUCAUCAGUUUGUCAUCACCAAGAUGGCUAACGCGAAUCGCGCGUGUGAUCUUCAUGAAUCCGCGCUGUCUUGUGCUUUGGACGAGUCUGCGACUUGGCUCGCGGUAAAGAUGUUUUCGGUAUUAUGCCCACCGGUUUCGGCAAAAGUUUAAUCUUGCAGCUAUCCCCACGCUUGGCUAAAGCUGCGCUAACCCUAGAAAACUCUACGAUAAUCGUUUUGCCGCUGAUAUCUAUAAUGCGAGACCAAGUGGAACAACUGAAAAAGCUUGGAUUUUCGGCGGCACUGAGCUAUUUGGCAUCGGUGAAGAGGGAGAGGAGGACGAGAAGAAAGCGAGAGAAGGAAACUGCGAAAUUGUUUUCGGUAAUCCGGAGUCCUGGUUGAUCACAAAGUGGCAAUAACAAAACAGUCCGAAGACUGUUAAGCUUAUUCCGCUAUUACCAAGGGAGAAACUAGGCGCUCCAGUCAAAAGACUCACACUAUUUAAGAGAAACAUUAUUAAGCUGGAGUUUACUGAGUCACAAUGCAAUUCUCCUUAGUUGAUGUAGCUUAAGUUUAAGCUGCACUUCAUUCUUAUAAUUCUGGAUCUGUAAAUCACUAUUCGUGAUAAUUUAACAUUCUGCAAAGAAAACUAACGAGCUGGUUCCAGCGUGAUACAACAUUGCAGAAAAACAUUACAUUAAUUCACGGACUAAAGAAAAUCAUUUAGUUUGUCAGAUCCAGAAGGCACUUUGGAGAAAAUUAAAACCCUCAUUCAUCCGCAAUAAAAAGCUUUCCGCUUCAAAUUAGAGGUCAAAGAAAAUGCUCUCUCAUCAGAGGGCAAAUCCUGCCGACCAGAAACAAACUCCACAGUAAAUCGAUAUGUGUGCCAUGACCUCUCAGUGUGAAACAAGAGGCUAAAGUCACAUUUCCUCAGCGACCAUGUAGAACCCUCCAGAGCAUAACCUACCCAACAGAGGAAAAAACUUACCGCCCCCUUUUAUUGCUAUAAACUAGAGCCGAAAAAACGGAUCAUCUCACAGGAUAACGAAUUCGAAGACAUAAAUUUCCACACAUAUCGCACAAGGAGUUCGCGUCGCGUGAAAUGCUCGCGCGAGAAACUUGAGAAUGAUUGUAGCUAACUGAAGUGUUAACAGUUUUGACAGCCGAAUCCAGACGUGGCAAAAAUGGGCGGAAGAGGGUCGUUAAAGAAAUGCUAACAGGCUCUCUCUCCCAUUUUUCCCGCCGCCACCGCCCCCUUUCCCAAGUCGUGCGCGUCUUAUUUUCGCUUUGCUCGUUUUAAUACGUUUCCACUAUACUAUCUGAGAGCCUGGCACAGGCUAGACAUUUACAUGAUGGCCAAGAGAACUGUCAUGUAGGUUAAAAAAAUCACUUAUUUCAGGGAAUUUUGCUAUCUAAACAGUUCAUGUAUUAGAAAAAUUAUUACUUUAAUGUUUUAAGAGUUCCUCGAAGAAUAAUUAUAAAUUCACGAUUUUGUAGCAAAACUCGGUAACAGAUGUUUGUGUUGGUUUCCGUCCGCCAUGUUGGAGCUCAUCUAGGUGAGCACCAGCAUGGCGUCUCCAUACAAAUCUCUAUAAGUUUGGGUAAAACAUUUCUUCGGAUAUCUCAUGUACGAAAUAUUCCUCUGCACUGAAUCUUGGCGAGGGUCUUUGAAUGUGUGCCUCUUUUCAUUUCCCAGAUUCUGGAUCAUCUAUUGAACGGUUUUGAUUUUUAUUUUGAUCUAUUUUGAAUGGCUUGACACAGAAAACUAGCAAUUAAAUAAAUCCAAAAGUUCCAAAAGUUAAAGUGAUGCAGAAACAAGUGCAAAUGCAAAGCACCUUUUAGUUAGUAGGAUAGACCCGUUAUGUUUAUGUUGUAUCUUGUUUUUAUCGUGCAAUUUUGCAAUUAGUAGUCAAAUUUGUAAUUAGUUGUACAUAAAUGCUCUAACAUCGUAUUUUGCCUUUCUCUCUUGUGCGUUGUUUUUAUUUUCCCUAGUAAGUAAGUAAGUAAAGCCUUUAUUUAAAGAGGGUAGCACCGAAUAGCCAAAGGCUAAUAAACUUGUGGCCCUCAUAAAAUACACAACUGUUUACAAUCUAAUAAAUAUUGUAAGCUAAAAUAUAUAAACAUUUAAAAUAAAACAAGAUUCGAUUUUUAUAUAUAUAAAAAAAAAAUAUAAAUGUAAGUAUUGCCAUAAGAAGAAUUGUAUCUAAUAUAUGUUAUUAAAAAAAAGAGAAAGAUUUCGGCUUAGCUAUGGGGCUCCGCCCACGCGCACGCGCGUGGAGCUCUGCUAAAAAGUCGCAAAAAAAAAAAAAAAAAAACGUCAUGUAUGCACGAUGAUCAUGAAUGCCCCUCCUUGUCUGGGAGACUAAGUUCCAGUUGUCUGUAAAAACAACAUGGCAACGAACAGGAAGCAUUGAUGAUGAAGUUUUAUGUCCAUUUUGACGGUCCUCCUGCGUUCACCCUGGUUUACAAAUGGGGUAGUGGUAAAAAGGGAAACGUUAAGCUCUUGCUGGAUGUAUUUCUAGCUGCUUUCAACGAAAGAUGCCGUCCUUUGACCAAGCUUUCUCUCGACAACAUUUCACUUGUAGACAGGAAGAAAGCCUUAAUACCAUUUGAGAAAGACGUUGUUUCAGUCAUCAAGGAUGGUUUAGAUCUCUUUGUUGUUUUAAAAGAGUUUUCCAAAGCAAAAGAAAGACGAAAAAAUGUCGUGGAAACCUUAGUACAGACUACUGCUUCUUCAAUUCAUCUGCUGUCUGUUAAAGAGAAAGGUGAAAAACAAUCCAGAAUAGUAAAAACCACAGUGGGUUCUGAGAAAGAUCUGAAUACCGGUGGAUCUGUUACAAACGCUUGUCUCACUCUUCUGGACCUCAAAAAGCUGGGCAGUCUGAGAAAUGCAGCCUGCAUUUGUACCCAAGCCUUGCAAGAUGAAACAAACAACUCAUCUGCUCUUUCGUGCUUGGCUGAAAUUUACUUAGAAGCAGGACGUGCAAAAUUAGCAUUAGAGUACAUUAAGGCAGCAAUUGAAGUUAAACCCAAUGAUACAGGUUUGAGCUUUAUCCUUGGAAGUUGUCUAGCUGAAGUUGGAAGAUUUAAGGAGGCAAGAGAUGCCUAUUUGAAAUACAUGGACCAUUUAGAAACCAUUGGAGCUUCUCAAGGGCAGAAACAUGACAUCCAAGCAGCCAUUGCCGACACUUUUGCUAAGGAGGGAAAAACUGAAAUGGCAGGGAAGCUCUUUUCAGAUGUGCUGAGAGAAAAUGACACUCAUGUCGCAAGUUUAAAAGGGUUUGCUACUUGCACUGCAGCGAUGUCUGAAAAGGACUCUCAUGAGGCAAUAACUAUCAUGAUAACUGCACUGGUGCUCAGCAAAGGUGAACGUAAUAUUAGAAGAGAGGUUGCCAAGCUGAUUAGCCGGCCUGGUGGAAUGGAUGUGUUUAGAAAUCAAAUGCGUGAAACUUGGGAAUCAUCAGAAUCAAUGAUGUUCAUGGCUGACAUUCUGCGUGAAUCAGGUGCAAUAAGACAAGCUUUAGAAUUAGUUGAACAUGCCGGUCAGCUGUCACCUUGUGAUCCUGGCAUCUGCCUUUACCUUGUCCAUACUUACGAAAUUCUAAAUGAGUAUAACAAGGCUUUCCAAGUGGCAUGUUCCUUCAUAAAGAGAAAUGAUGCCCUUAAAAUUGCAAACAUUUCAUUCUCUCAGAUUGCACCAUUCCUUCUGCAGGUUGAUGAAGGUAUCUAUCUAAACAAUGCAGUAGUAAAAGAAUUGCCAGAAUGUAGUGGUCAAGAUUAUGUUGGAGCAGUUUUGGAAUCUGAAUUUCAACAGCUGGGACUGUUGUUUACACUGGUGAAAAUCUUGUUUGUGAAAGGAGCACUCAACCUUGUGAAACCUUUGCUACCAGUUCUGGAUAAACUUCACAGUGGAAGAGACCUACAUCUCACAUUGCUACGAAAUGAAGCUGCAUUUUAUUCAUGCAUUAGUCAUUUAAUGAAUGUGCCAUUCACAUGUAUGCCAUUGCCAAUGAAACAAGAGUUUAUUUAUUUUGCUUCUGACAGUCACUGUUUGUCACCUGCAUGGAGAGUGAUCAAUUACAGAGAUCAACCACAUGUUAUUCAUCCCUUACUGGCUACAGGUGUGAAAAUCUGGCACAUUAGAAAGGAAGGAUGCUUUUACCCUAAAUUUUCCCUCUUAAAUGCAUUGAAAGAAGUUCCAAAUGGCUCGUAUAUCAUUUUCAACAUUGGAGAAAUUGAUUGUCGUGAAGGCCUUUUACGUGCAGUACACAACUGCAAGUAUGACACAAUAGAGGAAGCAAUUUCAGCCGCUGUAGAAAUCUACAUUGGAUUUCUUCAGGAGCAAACAGAGCAGUGCAGUUUUGUGACUUUUGUGCACCCCAUAUUUCCUGUCUUGGAUGAAACCAGGGCUGUGGUGUUAAAAUUCAACCAGAAACUUGAAGAGCACGUAAAGAAGUGCAGUGGGUUGCACUGGCUUAAUCUUUUGAAUGAAUUGCUUGUAAAGGAACACUCUGAAUUCAACAGUGAAUACAAACUUGAUGGCACUCAUGUUCACCCAAAGUAUGUCUCUCUGUUGGAGAGGGCAUUGAAAGAGGCAUUUAAUUAG